Bombyx mori (domestic silkworm) is the source of this 55048-nucleotide messenger RNA. RefSeq names its product notch-like protein. NCBI's taxonomy places the organism in Eukaryota, Metazoa, Arthropoda, Insecta, Lepidoptera, Bombycidae. The transcript is spliced from 134 exons. Bases 334 to 54711 code for a protein of 18125 amino acids. The record is from RefSeq and is a predicted model, not a curated record. Gene Ontology annotation, cellular component: extracellular region; nucleus. Gene Ontology annotation, molecular function: calcium ion binding; zinc ion binding; peptidase inhibitor activity.
CGCGUUCAGUCAUUGUCCGACCAACAUUUCGGUCGCACAUCCAACGUCGACCGGCUUUGUCGCUACCACAGUUGUCGUUCGAGUGUCCGCUGAACGAACGGUGAACUCUGAUCUUUGGAGUAUAGUUGUAGUGUUGAGUGAUAGUGUGUUUUUAGCCAUACAAUUGCAAGUGUAUUGCUAACAAGUAUUACUAUCGACGGUGUGUGGCGAAUUCCUCGGAAUUACCUAACGGCUGUUCGCCUGACAGCGAGGGAAGGCGGAUCGUCGUUGCUAUCGGGAGGAAUGAGCCCCGUACAUUACCGUUCCCGCACUCACCGAUGAUCUCAAGAGACCAUGUAUAUAGACAGUCUACCGCUCGUGGUUUGGACGCUCUUAGUCACAACGACACAUGUAGCGACACAAAGCCAGUAUGGAAUAGGCUUAGGAAUAAAACGAGAAGUAUUUUUCUUAAAUUUAGAAGACGGCUACUUUGGUUGUCAAGUUAACGAAUCAACACAAAUUUUGCAAUUAUAUGAACUAUCGAAACUAUGCGACGGUGUUACGGAUUGUUACAAAGGCUCUGAUGAGUUGAAGUCGGAGUUAAAAUGUUCAGACGAUUGUACCAAAGAAGAUGGCGCCCAGUGUGUGAACGGUGCCUGUCUAAACGGUGUGUGCCAUUGUAAUGACGGUUUCGGCGGCUGCAACUGCCAAGACCCCGAUAUAAAUGAAUGCAAAGACAGGCCCUGUGAUGUUUUUGCACACUGUACAAACACCGUCGGCAGUUUUCAAUGUUCUUGCUUUCCCGGUUAUGAGGGCGACGGUUUUACUUGCAGAGAUAUAAACGAAUGUGAAGACCCGGCUAUAGCAUCUCGUUGUGUUGAAAACGCGGAAUGCUGUAAUCUGCCAGCUCACUUUAUCUGCAAAUGCAACCGUGGCUUUGAAGGCGACGGCGAAGAAGAAUGCAGAGAUAUCGAUGAAUGUCGUCGACCUGGUGCUUGUGGAACGCAUGCAAUUUGUCGUAAUUAUCCUGGAAACUACACGUGCUCAUGUCAAGCCGGCUACACUGGGAAUCCAUUCGAUGGUUGCGUUGAUGUUGAUGAAUGCAUCAAUGAAUCAACGUGUGGCGAAGUGGCCAUUUGUCGCAACAUAGACGGCGGCUACGAGUGCAGCUGUCCACCUGGCUACGAAGGCGAUCCACGAGUCGCAUGUCAUGAUCAUGACGAGUGCGCUCGCGCUGCCUGCGGUCGCGGUGCUUUGUGUGAAAAUCUUCCGGGAGCAUACCGCUGCGUCUGCCCGCCAGGUUUUGAUGGAAACCCCGAUGUUCUCUGUUCCGACGUGGAUGAAUGUAAGAGUAGCGAGACUGUGUGCGGUGCACAUGCUGUCUGCACGAACACGGCAGGCAGCUAUGUGUGCACUUGCGCGCCUGAAUACACCGGAGACGCAUACGCGCAAGAUGGUUGCCUGGACUUGGACGAAUGUCAGACGCUAGAGAAGCCGUGUGGAACAAAUGCUAUUUGUGAAAACUCUGCGCCAGGCUACAAUUGCGUCUGUCCUCAAGGAUUCGCAGCACAACCAGACCCUCAAAUUGCAUGUGAACAGGUUGACGUCAAUAUUCUGUGCAAAUCAAACUUUGAUUGCACUAAUAAUGCCGAGUGUAUUGAUCAUCAAUGUUUCUGCAAGGAAGGCUUCAAUGCCAAGGGCUCCAUCUGCGAAGACGUUGAUGAGUGUUCAAAUAAUAAAUCAGUAUGCGGUGAAAAUGCUUUAUGUAUUAAUAUUCCCGGGGGCUACAAUUGCCAAUGUGCUGCGGGAUUUGUUGGAUCUCCGCCAAAGAUUGGAUGUCGUGCCCCUUGUGAAGAUGUUAAAUGUGGAAAACAUGCUUAUUGUAAGCCUGAUGGAAUGGAGGCGUAUUGUGUUUGUGAAGAUGGAUGGACAUUUAAUCCCCAUGAUAUAGCAGCUGGUUGUAUUGAUUUAGACGAAUGCGACAUAUCACUGGGUCCAGUAGGCCGCUGUGGAAAAAAUGCCAUUUGCUCAAACACUCCUGGAAGUUUUUCAUGUAAUUGUCCCGAAGGAUAUACUGGUGAUGCAUACAAACAGUGUUCAGAUAUUGAUGAAUGUCAAUUAGAAGGAGCAUGUGGCUUAGGAGCCGAUUGUUUGAAUCGAGAUGGAUCUUAUAGUUGCGAAUGUCCCGACGGUACUAUACCAGAUCCAGACCCACACAUACGAUGCGCUGAAAUUCUUGCUUGCAAAGGAGACAAGGACUGUCCUGGAAAUGCAGUAUGUGAUUCUAAUGCUAGGUGUUUGUGCCCCGAGCCCAAUAUCGGAAAUGAUUGCCGACAUCCUUGUGAAUCUCUGCAAUGUGGCACUAAUUCAGAGUGCUUAUUAAGUGAUCAAGAAGCCCAAUGUACUUGCAAGAGUGGAUUCACAGGUGAUCCAUCUUCACUACUAGGGUGUCAGGAUAUGAAUGAGUGUGAUGAAAAACCAUGCGGCGUAGGUGCUGUCUGUAAAAAUCUACCAGGACGUUUUCAAUGUGAAUGUCCUGCGACGUUCACUGGAAAUCCAUACGUUGAAGGAUGUAAUCCUGGUAAAAUACUAAGCGAGUGUAGCAACUUAAAUCCUUGUCCAGAAGGUGAACAAUGUAUUUUACAUGAUGGUGGAAAUGUUUGUAUUUGCCCUCAAGGAUUCACACGUAAUUCUGAAACUGGAUUAUGUGAAGAUAUUAACGAAUGUGUUCAACACGGACGUUCUCCAUGUGGUUUAAAUGCUAUUUGUAAAAAUCUACCUGGAAGCUAUGAAUGUAAAUGUCCUCAGGAUUAUAGUGGUAACCCAUAUAAAAUUUGCGAGCUUUGUGAUGACAUUUCAUGCCAGUGUCAACCACCAUAUAAAAUGAUAGACGGAAGCUGUGUUCUUUCUGGUUGCGGUAAAGAUAAUAAAUGUGGUACAGGCGCAGAAUGCAUUGUAAUUUCUGAUGAAGUUAGUUAUUGUGCAUGUCCAGCCGGUUACACGCAGACCAGUGACAGUACUUGUGAAGACAUUAAUGAAUGCACCUCAGGCACACCUGUAUGUGGAUUUGGGGCAGAAUGUAUAAAUACCGUGGGCUCUUUUGAAUGUAAAUGUCCUCCCGGAUAUAGUAAAGACAAGAUCGAAGGACACUGUUCAUUAAACCAAAAACGAUGCAUUAGUGAUUCCGAUUGUUUCCCUAACGAAAAAUGCGUUCAACCAGGUAAAUGUAUGUGCCCUCCGCCGUUUUAUUUAGAUGUCACAGAUGGGCAAAAGUGCAAAAGUCCUUGCGAACGUUUUACUUGUGGUAUUAACGCUAAAUGCACUCCAAGUGAUCCACCGCGUUGCAUGUGUAUGGCUGGUUAUGAAGGCGAUCCUUACACCGGUUGCACGAAAAGAAACGAAUGUCACAGUUCUCCUUGCGCAUACGGAGCUAUUUGUCAUGAUCAAAAAGGGGGUUAUAAAUGCGAUUGUCCACCGAAUAUGAUCGGAGAUCCAUACAGGAGUGGAUGCGUAUUUGAAGAGGAACCAACACAAAAACAUUUAUGUAGCUCUGAUGAUCAAUGCCCUAAUACAUUAGCAUGCUUAAAUCAUACAUGCAUCUCACCAUGUGCCACCAUUUCUUGUGGACCAAAUGCAUUUUGUGAAGUUGAAAAUCAUGCAGCAUGGUGUCGAUGCGAUCCAGGUUACACCAAACCUGAAGGUGGAAAAUGUAUUUCAGCAUGUGACACAUAUAAUUGUGCCCCAGGAGCUCAGUGUAUUAUUUCGAAAACGGGACCGACAUGUGUUUGCGUUGAGGGCUUUGUAGGAAAUCCGUUUCCUGGUGGUUCGUGCAGUAGAGACCAGUGUGGACCAGGGAUUCCAUGUGAAGAUCCUUUGACCUGUGUGGCUGGACGUUGCAGACAACGAUGUGAGGGAGUUCUUUGUGGUGUUGGCGCGACUUGUGACUCUCAAACCGGUAGAUGUGUUUGUAAUCCAUUCUUCAUUGGAAAUCCGGAUUUGUUGUGCAUGCCACCUGUCUCUCCACCAGCUUGUGAACCCAAUUGUGGAACCAAUGCACAUUGCGUAUAUGGAAAAGACAACAUUUGCAAAUGCAAUAAAGGUUUCACAGGAAAUCCGUAUAAAAAGUGUUUAUCACGUAAACAAAUAACAUGCGCCACAGCCUCCUGCGGUCGAAAUGCUGUGUGUCAACAAACGAAAUCUUCCAUAGAAUGUUUAUGUCCACCAGGUUAUGUAGGGAAUCCUAAUAUUCAAUGUAAAGAUAUAGAUGAAUGUGGUACAAAUCCAUGUGGUGAGAACGCACUUUGUAUUAAUACGCCAGGAAGUUUUAGUUGUAUAUGUAGGAGCAGAUACGUCGGUAACCCAUAUGAAUUGUGCUCACAAGUUUCAGUUGCAAAAUGCACUGAUGGCGCUGUGUGUACUUGUUCACAUAAUACUACAUGCCCUCAUGGAUUUGUUUGUGACAAAUCUAAGUGUGUUGAUCUUUGCGAGAAACUUGCGUGCGGACCUAAAUCUGUUUGCGAAGAAGGCGUAUGUCACUGUUUACCAAGUCAUACUGGAGAUCCUAAUGACCUACGAAAAGGCUGCGUACCCGAUGAUAGCUGCCUAGUUGACGGAGAUUGCAAAGAUUCGGAAAUCUGUUUUCAAGUAGCAAAAAACACUCGCAAGUGUGUUGACUCAUGUAGUAAAUUACAAUGUGGACCAAAUUCACUUUGUAUUGGUGCCAACCAUCAAGCCCAUUGCAUUUGUGCAGAUGGAUACAUUGGAAAACCCACAGACGUUAAGGUUGGCUGUCAUUUAGAACAAAGAGAGCCAAAUGAAUUCGAAUGUAAUGACAAUAGCGAUUGCAAUGAGCCUUUUGUUUGUAUGUCACUAGAAGGAUCUACGAAAAGAUGCAUAGACUUAUGUACCACCAUAGCUUGUAGUGCAAAUGAAGUUUGCAGAGUAGUUGCGGAAAGCGCUCGUUGUGAGUGUGAUAAUGGUUUUCUAUGGAAUCCUGUUACCUCGAAUUGCGAACAACCUUCAACGCCAAAUUGUCAAGAAGAUGAUGAUUGCGAUGAUAAUAAAUCGUGUAAUAAAGAUGUUCUAGGUGUCAAAAAAUGUGAGGAUAGCUGCUCUGUUUUCAAUUGUCCUGAAAAUUCUAAAUGUGUAACAAAAAAUCAUAAAAGUAAAUGUGAAUGUAUUAAUGGAUUUAUCGGAAAUCCUAAUGAUCGUGAUGGCUGUUUAGCGAUAGAUAAAAACGAGUGCUCAGAUGACGCACAGUGCAGAGAAAGCGAAGUGUGUAGGACCUUUGGUGGUAAUAAAAAGUGUGUAUCGGCAUGUCAAAACGUCGUGUGUGGUCCUAAUGCUUUUUGUAUUACUAAAAAUCAUAUUGCCAGAUGCCAAUGUCCGUCUGGACCAUUUACUGGAAGUCCUGAUGAUUUAGAAAAAGGAUGCCAAUCUGUACCAUGUGUACAUAAUGAUGAUUGCUUGUCGCACCAAUUGUGUAACCGUAUGACAUACACAUGCAUCAAUGCUUGUACUGUAAAUUCUUGUGGUGAUAAUGCAGUGUGUAUAGCAGAAAAUCAUAAAAUUAUUUGCCAAUGUCCUAAUGGUUACAGUCCCGAUCCGAAGCCUGAAGUAAGCUGCCAAAAAGACGAUGCUUGUAAUUCAAAUCCUUGUCACCCGUCAGCGAUUUGCGAGUCCAGCUUCUCUUCCUUUAGUUGUCAGUGUCCUAAUGGAUAUGUAGGUGAUCCAAUCAAAGACGGCUGUCGAAAACAAGAUAUUUGUCUCAGAGAUGGUGACUGUCCCAGAGAAGCUGUCUGUGUUGAAAAUCGCUGCGUCAAUACUUGUGAUGGAGCAUGCGGGCUCAAUUCAUUAUGUCAAAUUAUCAAUAGAAAGGCCGUUUGUAUGUGUCCAGAGGGAUAUGAAAAAAUACAAGACAAUGCAUGUAAAAAGAAGUUGUUGGCAUGCUCGAGUGAAAAAGAUUGCGGCGGAGACAUUUGUAACAAUGGCCAAUGUUUUACGGCUUGUAAAAACUCAAGCCAGUGUGAAUUUGGAGAUAUAUGCAAAAAUAACCUUUGUGUUGCUCAAUGUAAUAAGCAUACACAAUGUGGACAUGGCCAGGCAUGCAUUGGCGGACAGUGUUUAAUUGGUUGCAGAAAUAAUGAAGAUUGUUUUUCCGAAGAAGCAUGUGUAAACAACAAGUGUGUGAAUCCCUGUCUGACAACAAAACCAUGUGGUCCAAACGCUAUUUGUUCCAGAAUAAACCACAGUACAAAUUGUGAAUGCCCUCUAGGUUUUCAAGGUGCACCGACACCUCAACAAGGCUGCGUCCGAAAACCAAGUGUCUGUGAUAGAACAUCUGAUUGCCCACCGGAUCAUAUGUGCAUAGGGUUUUUGUGUCAAGUACCAUGCAAAGACAGUACUGGUUGUGCUAUUGGAGAAAAAUGUAGUGACAAUAAAUGUUUAAGAAUUUGUCAUUCGAGUACUAAUUGCUUACACGGGGAACAUUGCGAUGCGGGCGUAUGUGUACCGGGAUGUAAAUCAGAUUUAGAUUGCCUGAACAAUCUAGUGUGCAAUAACAUGAAAUGUCAAUGUACUGCUGGAUUCGAACUACGGAACGAAGAAUGUACUAAUUUAAACGAAUGUUUGGAAUAUCCAUGUCAUCCAUCAGCUCAAUGUGUUGAUACUCCAGGAUCUUAUAAAUGUGUCUGCUCAGUAGGAGCUGCUGGUGAUCCUUACAGAAGCGGUUGUUUACUGCCUAAUCAAUGCAGAAAUGAUGAACAGUGUGACAAUUCAUUAGCUUGUAUACAAGGAAAAUGUUCAAAUCCCUGUCAAAACAACACUUGCGGCACAAAUGCAGAAUGUUCUGUUAUGAAUCAUAAUGUAAUGUGUGCUUGCAAAAAAGGAUAUCUCGGAAAUCCAUUUGACAAAAACAUAGGAUGCUUUAAGGUGGAAUGCGUGGAUGAUUCAGACUGCAAUACUGAAAAAUAUUGUGAUUUAAAAUUCAAUAAAUGUUCAGACGUAUGCGAACCGUCAAUCUGCGAUGGUGGCAACUGCAAAAUAGAGAAUCAUAAAAUGCUGUGUACCUGUCCAACAGGAUAUUUGUUCAAAGAUAAAAAAUGCGUAGACUUAAAUGAAUGUCUUAGCAGCCCAUGUCCGCUUAAUUCGAAGUGUUUUAAUACACUCGGAUCUUACAAAUGCGAAUGUGUAAAUGGAACAGUACAAGAUACAAUCACGGGCAGCUGUAAGCUUCCAGGAGAUUGUGUUACCGAUGACGAUUGUACUCAAGUAACAAAAUGCUUCAACAACCAUUGUGUCAAUCCUUGCGAAAAAUUGUCACCUUGUGGCGAAAAUGCUAAUUGUUUUGUAACAAAACAUAAAGCUGAGUGUGAGUGUCCGUCUGAUAGUCAAGGUGAUCCCUACAAGAAAUGCAUUAAGUUUGAAUGCACAAAAGACAACCACUGCCCACAAGAGGAGGCGUGUGUUAAUAACAAAUGCAAAAAUGCAUGCAGUUUGCCAAGGGCAUGUGGCCGGAAUGCGGAUUGUUUCUCCAAAAGUCACGUUGGGAACUGUAUCUGCUCGCCUGGUUAUACCGGGGAUCCUGUUCUUGGCUGUGUUCCAAUUCAAUACUGUACCACUGAUGACAGAUGCUCUUCAGGAACAAAAUGCGUGGAUAAUUUAUGCGUUGGCCUGUGUAAAAACUCCAGAGACUGUUUGAACAACCAAGUUUGUAUAAAAAAUACAUGUCGAGUAAGUUGCAGUCUCAACGAUACUUGUCCAGAAUUUCAAUAUUGUUUAAAUAGUAUAUGUACCAAAGAAGUUCAGUGCAUAUCUAACGAUGAUUGUCUGGAUGACGAAAAGUGUUCGACGGGGAAAAAUGGAAUACCUCAAUGUAUUAAAGUUUGCGAUAAACAUCCAUGCGGCCGACAGGCUGAAUGUCUUGGAAAAAAUCAUCAACCAACUUGUUCUUGCGCUUUAGGAUUCUUCGGUGAUCCGUUGGAAGGAUGCCAACGAAAAGAAUGCGACACGGACACAGAAUGCUCUGAAGAUAAAGUAUGUGAUCGUAACAUGUGUAAAAUAGCCUGUCUAGUUAAAAACGAAUGCCGCGAAAAUUCUAUUUGUUCAUCAGAGAAGCAUAAAAAUGUAUGCUAUUGUCAACCUGGCUAUACCGGUGAUCCAAUAAAAGGAUGUACUGAAAUAAAUUGGUGUAAAUUAAGCCCUUGUGCAAAUGGAGCGGAAUGUAAAAGUGCGCGAGACCGGGCAGAAUGUACAUGUCCAGCAAAUACUGUGGGAAAUCCGUACGAAGAAGGAUGUCGGAAGGCUGAAGAGUGUAGGUUUAACCGAGAUUGUCCAACUGCUGCACGUUGUACCGUUAUCGAUGGUACAAGGAAGUGUACAGAUGCCUGUGAAAAUGUAAAAUGUGGAUUAAAUGCAGAAUGUUUCGCUUCGAGACAUAGCGCUCAGUGCAGAUGUAAAACUGGAUUCAUAGGAAACGCUAAUAGUGAGAAAGGAUGUCACCUACGUGAAAUAUCGUGUACUUCUAAAUCGAACUGUCCCGAUGAUCAGUAUUGCCACAAGGGAAUUUGCAAAGCUUUAUGCCUCCUGGACGAAGAAUGUGCAUCCAACGAGAAAUGCUUCGGCGGACAGUGCCUUAAUCCAUGUCAGUUAGAAAAAACUUGUGGCUUAAAUGCUAUAUGUCGGACUGAUAACCACAUUGUUCAAUGCAGCUGUCCUCAAAGUUUUACAGGAAAUCAAGACAUGGAAUGCAUUCGAAUUCCGAGAUUGUGCGGUUCAGCUGGUGAUUGUGAAAAUGGCCACAUGUGCAAAGAUUCCAUGUGCAUUCCUCGAUGUAAUAUCGAUGAAGAAUGUGCUUUGAACGAAAGGUGCACGAAAGGUGGAUGUUUAUUGACUUGUCGGGUUGAUAAUGAUUGUUUCCCAGGACACAUUUGUCUAGAACAAAGUUGUCAAUAUGGCUGUAGAUACGACGAUGAUUGUGGGCCUGAAGAAUUUUGCAAGAAUGAUGUUUGCAAAAAUCCUUGUGAUAGUGAUGUGAAUCCUUGUGGACCAAAUGCUGUAUGUUCAGUCUUGGAGAGAAUAGCACAUUGUUCGUGUAUUGAGGGCUUGAUACCGAAUCCAACGCCAAAUAUUGGUUGUAUCCGUGCUCCGUCAUCAGAAUGUCGUCAAAACACUGAUUGUACAGAUGGAUGGACAUGUGAGGACAGCCGAUGCAGACCUGCAUGCACAGCCGAUGGCUCACAAUGCUUGCAAGGAGAAAGGUGCGACGAAGGUGUCUGUCGUUAUGCGUGUACCUCAGAUGAACAUUGUUCCGAUGAUGAAAUAUGUGACGGACGCUCAUGCACCAUAGGGUGCAGGUCGAAUUCACAUUGUUCAAGUAAAUUAGCUUGUAUAUCAGGACAGUGUCGGGACCCAUGCACCGAACCGGCAAGUUGUGGAAUUAAUGCGAUCUGUGCCACGAAAGAUCAUCAACCUGUUUGUACAUGUCCACGAAAGUUAGCAGGUGACCCUAAGUUAGUGUGCUCGCGAGUCACCACUUCUUGUGGUUCUAACCAAAACUGUCCAGAUGGUUUUAGUUGUUAUGGAGAUACAUGCCAUCCGUCCUGCAGGAGCGAUAAUGUCUGUUUGUCUAACGAAAAAUGUAUACGAGGUAUCUGCAGAACAAUUUGUAAUAGUGACACUGCCUGUAGUGAGGGUUACAUUUGCGAGAAUCGGAUUUGUAAGCAGGGCUGUCGCGAUGAUAAUGCUUGCGAAGAAACACAUGCAUGUGUCAAAGGACAAUGCAAAGAUCCAUGUAGUCAAGGUGCAUGUGGAAUUUGUUCGGAAUGUAAAGUUCAGAAUCAUCGUCCUCAGUGCAGCUGUGCCAGCAACUAUACAGGCAACCCCCUUGUAGAGUGCCGAAGGAAAAAGACUUUGUGUGAUGGUUUUUGUCCGUGCGAUCAGAGUGGUUAUUGUAUUUCGUUAUGCGAUGAGAACUCGGACUGCCCUUGCGGUGAUAAAUGUAUCGAAGGAGGAUGCCUGACUCGAUGCUCUCCUAGAAAUAAAUGUCCAGAGAGACAAAUUUGUCAGCAAGGCGUUUGUACUCCUGGUUGUAACAACGACAAAGAUUGCAGCGAUGAUAUGUUUUGUUCUUCAAAUUUAUGCGUGAAUGCAUGCCAAGAGGAGUCUUGCGGCAUAAAUGCUCUUUGCCUUACUACAAGACAUCGUGCUGUCUGCAGCUGUCCAAGUGGAUAUUCCGGUGAUCCUUUAAAAGAAUGUAAUCAAUUCGAAUGCCAGAAUAACGAAGACUGUGGCACCGAUGAGGAGUGUUAUACCGACGGCAAAUGUAAAAAUGUGUGUUCGGGGGCUUGUGGGCUCAAUGCUUUAUGUCGUUCAGUCGACCGAUCACCUCAGUGUUCAUGUCCACCUAAUUAUCAAGGUAACCCACAAAUUGAGUGUACUAAACCAACAACAGGCAGUUGUCUACGUAAUCCGUGCGGCGUAAAUGCAAGAUGUCGCGACCUGGACGACGGUAGUUAUGAAUGUACAUGUCCACCGAAUUGUGCUGGAAAUCCACAGAGACAGUGUUUUUGUGGCAAAAUGGAGCCGUGUGCAUACAAACCGUGCGGUACUAAUGCGCAAUGUCGAGUGAAUCGUAUCGGCGAAGCACAAUGCUAUUGUCCCCGUAACUAUCCAAAUGGAGAUCCCAAUAUUGAAUGUGCCCAAGAACGCAGUGUGAUUGAUUGUCGAACUACGGGCUGUGGUAUUAAUGGUGAAUGUUUAAGGGAAGGUGCGGAAUUUGUGUGUCGCUGCGUACCUGGAACCGAAGGUCAAGCCGAUAUCGAAUGUCAUACUAGUAUCGAAUGCACGAGUGACGUGGAAUGCCCUGUCGAUAAAGUGUGUCUGAGCUUACACUGUGUGGACCCGUGCACGCUGCGAGGCGCCUGUGGGGAAGAUGCUCUUUGUGCACCACUGAUGCACAUGGCUCAAUGCUCGUGUCCGCAAUGUUAUGUCGGCCAGCCAAGGAUCUCUUGUAGACUCGAUCCCAACUGCAAACCGACAACAGACUACAACUCAACAUUCAGUUGUUCCGAAGAUAAACCUUGUCCACCAAAACUAGCCUGUGAUCUCAACAGUAAUCAAUGCCGAAAUCCUUGUCUCGGUUAUCAAAAUUGUAAGCUAAAUCAAAAAUGUGAAGUAAGAGAUCAUAAGCCCGUAUGUGUAUGUCGUAAUGGAUUCGCCCUAAAUGAAAAAGGUGAGCUAACAUGUGCCCCAGAGCACGCAGAAUGUACAAGAGAUGACCAAUGUCCAUCAAAUGCGGCCUGCCGUGAUUACAAAUGUGUGAAUCCUUGUUUGACAUCAAAAGAACCAAUUUGUCCAAAAGGGAAACAGUGCGAAGUACUUGAUCAUCGUGCCAUGUGUUUAUGUGUACAAGACUGUAAUCCAUCCGUAUCGAUAUGUCGGACAGACAAAGGGUGUCCAAACAAUUUAGCUUGCAGAGAUUAUCAAUGCAAGGAUCCAUGUAAUGGUGCUUGCGGAGGUGCUCCGUGCACUGUAGAAGACCACCACCCUGUAUGCAAGUUCUGUCCACAUGGGUUCACACAUGACGAAAAACAUGGCUGUAUCAAAGCUGUAGAAUGCAGCGAUCACGAGCAGUGUCCCAGCAAUAUGGCGUGCAUGGCUGAUCGUUGCGCCGACCCUUGUUCUCAAGGUGGACCUUGCACUCCCGGGCAGUCUUGCACUGUUUUAAAUCAUCAGCCAGUAUGUUCUAAAGUUUGUCAGUGUCAAACCUCAUCGGAUUGUGUCAGCUAUUCAAAUUCUGUCUGCGACGGCUGUAAUUGUGUUCUGGGCGAUAAACCAAAGACGAACUGCGCUCAUUGCAGACCAGGUGUUCCUUGCGAUCCCUUCUCUGGAGCUUGUAUGGAAAUUGGAUGCACGCGAAACGACGACUGUCAAUCUACAGAGGCUUGUAUAAAUAAUGCAUGUCAACACCCUUGUGCCAUACACAACCCAUGCGCACCUAAUGCUGUAUGUAUAAACACAAACCAUGGAUCUGACUGUAGCUGUGUGGAAGGUUUUCAAGGCAACGGAUACGUUGGUUGUGUACCAGUUGUGGAAUCUACAUCAGUAUGUCAAUAUAACGAGGAUUGUCCACCUGAAUUACUAUGCGAUAGAUUAAAUAGAAAAUGCAUUAAUCCUUGUGCAAUUAACAAAUGUGGAGAUAAUGCUGAAUGUUUACCUUCAAAUCAUGGUAUACAAUGUAAAUGUGCCCCUGGUUUUACUGGUAAUGCCUUCCUGGAAUGCUAUCAAGUUCAAGGCUGUCGUUCAGAUAACGAGUGUGCCAAUUCUGAAGCGUGUAUAAAUGGUAAAUGUGGUUCUCCAUGCCGUUGUGGUAUAAACGCUGUCUGUGAUGUAAUUAACCAUCGAGCAUCUUGUAAAUGUCUACAAGGAUAUACCGGUAAUCCACAAAUUGGUUGUGAACCACCAACAAAUCCAUGUAGUCCGAACCCUUGUGGAAUAAAUGCAUUAUGUGAAAUCGACAACGGAAAUCCAAUUUGUUACUGUCCGAAAGGCUUAACCGGAAAUCCUUUCAAGAAUUGCAUCCCAGAAGGAAACGAAUGUGAACCAAAUCCAUGUGGACCAAACUCAGGAUGUCGACUAAUAGAUGAUAAACCAGCCUGUUUCUGUCUACCAAAUUACGAAGGGAGUCCGCCAAGAAUGCCAUGCAAAUUACCAAACAAUCCCUGUAAUCCAUCACCUUGCGGUCCUAACACUCAAUGUACAGUACUGUCUAAUGGAUUUUCAAAGUGUUCUUGUUUACCUGGUUAUGUCGAAAGCCCGAAUACUGUUCGUGGAUGUAUUGAAGCACGAAACCCUUGCGAACCGAGUCCCUGCGGAGUCGGCGCUCGAUGUGAUCCAAACAAAACUCCAUCUUGUUUCUGUCCAGAAAAUACUGUUGGAAAUCCAUACAAAUCAUGCGACAGUAACCGUGGAUAUCUUCCACCAGUUGCGAAUGUUCUCUGUCAGCCAGGACCAUGUGGACCAAAUGCGGAUUGUUUUGUUAGUAGCAAUAGAGAAGUGUGCUAUUGCAAAACUGGUUUUAGUGGUGACCCAUAUCUGGGUUGCCAAAAUCAAAUAAGUCCUUGUGCUCCCAACGCUUGUGGACCACGAGCAAUCUGUCAAGUAAAGUUUGAUGGACAAGCCUUCUGUGUGUGUCCUGAAGGAAGUGUGGGUGAUGCUUACAGCAUUGAAGGCUGUAUUUUACGGGAAUGUGAGGUCGAUGAUGGCUGUCCCACAAAUAAAGCAUGUAUUGGAUAUAGUUGCCAAGAUCCCUGUCCUGGAGUAUGUGGGUUGAAUACCAAAUGUCACGUAGAGGCUCAUCGACCAGUAUGUUUCUGUGAAGAAGGUUUCAUCGGAAAUCCAUUAAUAUGUUGUCUUCCACCCGAAGAUCAGAAAUCAAUAUCACCAUGUAACAAAAUACAAUGUGGUAUUAACGCAAUCUGUCAAGAAGUCGGAGAUAGAGCCGUUUGCUCUUGUCCACUUGAUUUCAUUGGUGAUCCAACAAUAGAAUGUAAGCCUGAAUGUAUGAUGAACUCCGAUUGUUCCUCGAACGAAGCUUGCAUUAACAAAAAAUGUAUUGAUCCUUGUGCAUCUGCCAACAUCUGUGGAAUAAAUGCUGUUUGCCUAUGUUCAGAUCAUACUGUUUCUUGUCUGUGUCCCGAUGGUUAUAUAGGAGAUCCGUUAACUCAAUGUAUAUACAAACCUAUAAUAAUUGUACCAGAUAAUUCUACAGCGCAGCCUUGUUCACCAAAUCCAUGCGAUCAAAAUGCGCCUUGUGAUACUUAUGGUAACCAGUUUGCAAUUUGCGACGCAUGUGUUGGACUGAAUUCUUUAAAUAACCCAUCGUGUAGACCGGAGUGCGUUUUGAAUUCGGAUUGUAGUUUUGAUAAAUCUUGCUUAAGAAACAAGUGCUUGAAUCCUUGCCCUGGUUCUUGUGGUAUAAAUGCAGAGUGCACAGUUUAUAAUCACGAUCCAGUUUGCCAGUGCGUUAAUGGUUUCGAAGGGAAUCCAUACGAACAUUGUAAACCAAGUGUCCGGCCUAUCACACAUGAAACUUGCAACAAUGUGCAAUGCGGUGCAAAUGCAAUUUGUAGAGACUUCAAUGGUGCUUUAGCUUGCCAUUGUCUGCCCGACUUUUAUGGAAAUCCUUAUAUUUCGUGCCGACCGCAAUGUGUUGUUAACAGCGACUGUUCACCGGAAUUGGCUUGUUUCCACAAUAAAUGCGAAGACCCUUGUACAAAUGUGUGUGGCAUAGGAGCUUUGUGUAAAACAGUCAAUCAUCAUGCCGUGUGCUAUUGUGAAUCUGGACAAAUUGGAGAUCCUUAUGUUAGAUGCCAAAACGCACCAGCGUUGCCUCCUUCUUUAUCUGUAUGUGAUCCAUCUCCUUGUGGGCCUUACAGUCGUUGUCUUGUUUCAUCUAACGGUUUUGCAAUGUGUUCCUGUUUACCAGGACAUAAAGGGAUAGCCCCUAUGUGUCAACCAGAAUGUGUCAGUAAUGCAGAUUGUCAACAGAUGGAAACAUGUGUUAAUCAACGAUGCAUAAACCCUUGCCUCGGUAGUUGUGGUGUUAACGCUGACUGUGUUGUUGUUAAUCACAACCCAAUAUGUACCUGUAGUCGAGGAAAAUCUGGUGACCCCUUUGUAGCCUGUACUGAUAUAACAGAAGUGGUGCCUUCCGAAAGAAAUCCAUGUGUACCUUCUCCAUGUGGGCCGAACUCCGUUUGUGAAAUUAAGUCGAAUCACCCAGUAUGUUCAUGUCGACCUAACUACUCUGGUACUCCACCGUACUGUAGACCUGAGUGUGUCAUAAGUCAAGAAUGUCCUUCUAACAAAGCUUGCAUCAAUGAAAAAUGUUUAGACCCAUGUACAGGGGCUUGUGGUAAUAAUGCCAAAUGUGUUGUAAUUAAUCACACGCCGUUAUGUAGCUGUUUAGAUGGAUAUAAAGGCGAUGCAUUCGUAGGAUGCAAUGCAAUUUCAAACGACGAUACCGAGACUCUUUGUAAUCCUUCACCAUGCGGAGAGAACACAAUCUGCAAUGUAAUAAACAAUAUUGCGCGCUGCUCAUGUAUUCCGCCCAACAUAGGAAACCCGUAUGCGGGGGGAUGUCGACCAGAGUGUUCAUUAAACUCAGAUUGUCCGAAUCAUUUGGCUUGUCUGUCAAACCACUGCAGGGAUCCAUGUAAGGAUCUAUGUGGUGUUAAUGCGGAAUGUAUAGUGACUAAUCAUGUACCUGUAUGUACAUGCUUUAGAGGUCACGAAGGAGACCCUUUUAUUGCAUGCAAUCGUCAAGAACAAAAACCACGAAAUCCAGAGAGUCCUUGUGAGCCUUCUCCGUGCGGAGCGAACAGUGACUGCCAUAUAGUGAGCGGUCGAGCGGCAUGUUCUUGUCGUCCGGGCUACUUGGGCGCGCCACCAGCGUGUCGUCCUGAGUGUGCGGUCAACUCAGAUUGUCCUGCUACUAGAGCGUGUAUUAAUCACAAAUGCAAAGAUCCAUGCAUAAAUAGUUGCGGUAUUGACGCUCGUUGCCAUGUUGUUGGACACAAUCCUAUUUGUACGUGUCCCGAAAAUCUCUCGGAAGGUGAUCCAUUCAUUAAGUGCACCAGAAAAACCAUUAUGCCGACACAUACUGAUCCGUGCUUAAUGUCACCGUGUGGACCUUACGCAACAUGUAGAAAUGAAGAUGGACGUGCCAUAUGCGCAUGUGAACCUGGAACUCUUGGAGCACCACCAUCUUGCCGGCCACAAUGUGUUAUUAACCAAGAUUGUCCUUUAGCGCUGGCUUGCCUCGGCGGUAAUUGUGUAAAUCCGUGCAUUGGUUCAUGCGGAUUUAAUGCCCGAUGUUCUGUGCAAAAUCAUCGUCCAGUGUGUUCAUGCGACGACGGAUUCUCUGGUGACCCAUUCGCUGGAUGCAACCCAAUUGAAAUUUCUAAAGAAGCACCUCGUCAACCUUGUCAUCCUUCACCUUGCGGUGCUAAUGCGAUAUGUCGAGAAAAGGAUGGUGCUGGUUCUUGUACAUGCUUAGAUGAUUUUUACGGUGACCCAUAUAGUGGUUGUCGCCCUGAGUGCCUUAUGAAUACAGACUGUGCUAGGGAAAAAUCUUGUUUUAAUAACAGAUGUAUAGACCCUUGUUCUGGGACUUGUGGACAAAACACUCAAUGUAGAGUUGUAAAUCAUGCUCCUUCAUGUUACUGCUUAUCUGGAUUUACGGGAAAUCCUCUUCACGCAUGUGUUCCUGUUAAACCUUUUCCGGAUAAUCUGGAUCCUUGUCACCCUUCGCCCUGUGGACCAUAUAGUAAAUGCCGAAUAUCAAACGGUCAUGCUGUAUGCACAUGUCUUGACAUGUGUAUCGGUUCUCCGCCUAAUUGUCAUCCGGAAUGUAUUGUUAGUUCUGAUUGCCGCUCAGAUAAAGCUUGUAUAAAUCAGAAAUGUCAGGACCCUUGUUCUGGCAUUUGUGGCAUUAACGCGAAAUGCCAAGUGGUGAAUCACAAUCCAAUUUGCAGUUGCUUAAGUGAUUAUACUGGCGAUCCGUUUGUCCGGUGUUAUAUUGAUGACCGCCAAAUGACGCCGAUAAAUAAUUGUGUUCCAAGCCCUUGUGGUCCAAAUUCACAAUGUAAGGAAGUAGACGGAGUAGCAGUUUGCUCAUGCAUUGAAAAUUAUGUGGGUCGUCCCCCUAAUUGUAGACCAGAAUGCGUCAUGAAUGUUGAGUGCUCGGGGAAUUUAGCAUGUAUAGCGGAAAGAUGCAGCGAUCCUUGUCCUGGUUCUUGUGGGUUCCAUGCGAUUUGUACUGUUGUGAAUCAUGUGCCGACGUGUACUUGUGAUCAUGGGUACACAGGUGACCCCUUCUCUGGAUGUUCAUCUAUUCCUUCAAUAGAACCUCAACCACAAAGUCUUUGUUCUCGUUCGCCGUGUGGAGCUAACGCAAUAUGUAAGGAAAGGAACGGAGUUGGAUCAUGUUCAUGUUUACCUGAUUAUUACGGAGACCCAUAUAUUGAAUGUCGCCCUGAGUGUGUUUUGAACUCAGACUGUACUAAAGACAAGGCUUGUAUUAACAACAAGUGUAAAGAUCCAUGCCCUGGUGUUUGUGGUAUGAACGCCGAAUGUCGCGUAAAUAAUCACGCGCCUUCAUGUGCAUGUCUACCUGGGUACGAAGGAAACCCAUUUUCUUCAUGUUACAUAAGUACCUUCGAAGAUCCAGUAAAUCCUUGUGUACCGUCACCUUGUGGUCCUUACAGUUUAUGUCGUGAAAAUAACGGACACGCAAUAUGCUCUUGUCAGGAACAUUACUUUGGUUCACCGCCUUUUUGCCGCCCCGAAUGUAUGGUCAGCAGCGAUUGUAUGCCAAAUAAAGCUUGCAUUAAUAAAAAAUGCGUGGAUCCAUGCUCAGGUGCAUGUGGCAACAACGCUAAAUGUACAGUCGUAAAUCAUAAUCCGUUAUGUAGCUGCCCAAAAGAUUAUACAGGCGAUCCGUUUGUACACUGUUCUUAUGAAACAAGACCAGAACCAAAACCGUCAGGAAAUCCGUGUAUUCCUUCCCCUUGCGGACCUCACUCGCAAUGUCGUGUAAUAGGAGAGACGGCCGCUUGUUCUUGCCAACUCGGAUUUAUUGGUCGUGCUCCUAACUGUCGGCCUGAAUGUAUAUUCGAUGAAGAAUGUCCUAGUAAUCUAGCGUGUAUCCGAGAAAAGUGUGCUAACCCUUGCGAAGGUUCAUGUGGGUCAAACACUAAUUGUGUUGUCAUCAACCAUAAAGCAGUCUGUCAUUGUCGUGAGAGCUAUACUGGCGAUCCUUUCAGUGGAUGUUACUUUAUAGUAACCGUACCGAGUGAAGAAGAAACAAAUCCAUGUAAUCCGUCACCAUGUGGUCCAAACGCUCUAUGUAAAGAACGAAAUUCUGCUGGAUCAUGUACUUGUAUACCUGAUUACUUUGGAGAUCCGUACUUAGGAUGUAGACCCGAAUGUGUCACAAAUAACGACUGCACCUUCGACAAAGCCUGUUCGAAUAACAAGUGCGUAGACCCGUGUCAAGGAGCUUGUGGCAUAAACUCGCAAUGUACAGUAGCACACCAUAAUCCAGUUUGUCUUUGCGUAGAUGGUUAUGAAGGCAAUCCUGCGGUAUCUUGUCAUCCACAGCGUAAACCUCCACUUGCGGAUACAAAUCCUUGCAUACCUUCGCCUUGUGGACCUUAUAGUCAUUGUAAAGUGGUCGAUGACCACGGAGUGUGUUCAUGCCAAGAGGGAUAUAUUGGAUCGCCUCCUGCAUGUAGACCGGAGUGUGUAACAAGUACAGAUUGUCCGCAAAAUCAGGCAUGCAUUCGACAAAAGUGUAAGGAUCCAUGUCCUGGAACUUGCGGCACAAAUGCACGAUGCUUAGUGAUAAACCAUAAUCCAAUUUGUACGUGCAAACCUGGUUUUACUGGAGAUCCGUUCAAUUUCUGUCAAUUAGAACAAAAACCUAUCAUAGAGGGGCCUAAAGGAAACCCAUGCAUUCCUUCGCCAUGCGGUCCAUAUUCUCAAUGUAAAAUAAUCGCAGAUGCGCCUGCAUGUUCAUGCUUGCCCAAUUAUCUUGGUGUUGCACCAAACUGUAGACCUGAAUGCUCGAUAAAUGCUGAAUGUCCGGGUAGUCUUGCAUGUCAAAAUGAAAAAUGUGUGGACCCAUGUCCUGGGUCUUGUGGUUUUAACGCUGAAUGCUCCGUAGCAAAUCACGUAGCAUUAUGUAACUGUAUACCCGGAUACUCUGGUGAUCCAUUCAGUGGAUGUUCAUUAUUUCAACAUAUACCAGAACCCCCACCCAAUCCAUGCAGUCCUUCUCCAUGUGGAGCUAAUGCUAUUUGCAAGGAAAGGAAUGGAGUAGGCUCUUGUACUUGUUUACCAGAAUAUUUCGGAGAUCCAUACACUGGUUGUCGUCCAGAAUGUGUUUCUAAUUCUGACUGCGACCGUAAUAAGGCUUGUUCAAAUAACAGAUGUAAAGAUCCUUGCCCUGGUACUUGUGGUAUUAACGCUGAAUGUAGAACAGUAAACCAUUCUCCAACCUGCUCUUGCUUAACGGGAUACACCGGAGAUCCUUUAGUGAAGUGUGACUUUGAAACUAUAACGGAAAAGAAUGAACCAGUUCAGAAUCCAUGCAAACCAUCGCCUUGCGGCCCCAACAGUCUUUGCAAAGUUGUGAACGGUCAUAGCGUUUGCACUUGUGAUACUGGUUAUAUUGGCACACCACCCUCUUGUCGUCCAGAAUGUCUUGUGAGUGUGGAAUGUUCCCAAGAUAAAGCAUGUAUAGGGAAAAAAUGUCUGGAUCCGUGUCCCAAUACCUGUGGCCUCAAUGCUCGUUGUCAAGUAAUCAAUCACAAUCCUGUAUGCAGCUGUACGCCUGGAUUUACGGGAGAUCCGUUCACUAAGUGUAAUCCUGAAGAACGAAUGGUACAAUCAAAUCCAUGUCAACCAUCACCAUGCGGACCGAACGCAGAAUGUCGAGUAAUCGGUGAUCAAGCAGCUUGUUCUUGUUUACCGAAUUAUAUUGGAAGAGUACCAAACUGUAGACCUGAAUGUACGAUAGAUGCUGAAUGUCCUAGCAACGCGGCUUGUAUCAAUGAGCGUUGUAAAGAUCCUUGCGAGCGUGCAUGUGGUGUAAAUGCCAUGUGCUUAACUGUAAAUCACAAACCGAUUUGUUCUUGCCAGCAAGGUUUUACAGGUGACGCAUCUAUAAGUUGUGAUCAACUUAUCAUAUCAUCAACCGAAAUGACGCCGACAUCAAGUCCAUGUACUCCAUCACCCUGCGGGCCUAAUGCUGAAUGCAGAGAACAUAACGGAGCCGGAGCAUGUGUUUGCUCCGAGGGCUAUGAAGGAGAUCCGUAUAGUCCACAAGGAUGUCGAAGGGAAUGCGAGAGUAAUGAUGAAUGUGCACCUAAUCUAGCUUGCACCCGAUAUAAGUGCAUUGACCCAUGUCCAAGAACAUGUGGACAGUUGGCGCAAUGUAUAGUAGAAAAUCAUGCACCAGUUUGCAGUUGUCCUCGUGGUUAUACUGGAGAUCCAUUCUUCCAGUGCAAACAAAUAUUAAUGGACCCAUCCCCUCCGAAGAACCCUUGUGAACCAACACCUUGCGGCCCCAACAGUCAAUGUAGACAAGUAAACAUGCAAGCUGUAUGUUCUUGUCUUCCAAAUUAUAUUGGAUCUCCACCAUCAUGCAGACCACAAUGUGUUGUAAACAGCGAAUGUGACACAUCGAAAGCUUGCAUUAAUCAAAAGUGUGACGAUCCCUGUCCAAACACGUGCGGACUUAGAGCUCAUUGUUUGGUUAAAAACCACAAUCCGAUAUGUACUUGUCCAGUGGGAAUGACAGGGGAUCCAUUUACACAAUGUUAUCAGAUUCCGCCUACAACUGAACGACCUCCAACAUGUACUCCAUCUCCAUGCGGACCACAUUCUCGAUGUCAGUUGCUAGCCAGUGGACCAGCCUGCUCUUGUUUACCAGGAUAUGUGGGUUCACCACCUUCGUGUCGUCCCGAAUGUACAAUUAAUUCUGAAUGUCCUGCUUCAUUAGCUUGUGUGCGUCAGAAAUGUGAAGAUCCAUGCCCUGGCUCAUGUGGAGUAGAUGCAAAUUGCCAUGUUCUAAAUCACGUUGCCAUAUGUGUUUGCAAUGAAGGUUUCACCGGUGAUCCAUUUUCAAGAUGUCUACCAAUAAGUGGAACACCUACAACGCCAGAACCAUCAGAUCCAUGUAAUCCCUCACCAUGCGGGCCAAAUGCUCGUUGUGAUAACGGAUUCUGUACAUGUUUACCAGACUAUAGUGGAAACCCUUAUGAAUCAUGCCGACCUGAAUGUACCGGCAGUCAAGAAUGUCCUAGGGAUAAGGCCUGCUUUAGAAACAAAUGUCGGGACCCCUGCCCUGGAGUGUGCGGGCUUAAUGCUAAAUGUGAUGUUAUAAACCACAUUCCGACUUGUUCAUGUAUAUCAGACUUUACUGGAAAUCCAUUUACACACUGUAACAGAAUAGAAGGAAAACAAACUGAUAAACCAAGAGACCCCUGCCAUCCUUCGCCUUGUGGACCGAACAGUGUCUGUAAAACUGUUGAUAACGCUGCAGUGUGCGCCUGUUUAGAAUCUUUCCAAGGAACACCGCCAGCUUGUAGACCUGAAUGUAUUGUUAGUUCAGAAUGUCCAUCAACCAAAGCUUGUGUUAAUCAAAAAUGUAUAAAUCCCUGUAUAAACGCUUGCGGCGUGUCAGCACGCUGUGAAGUUAUAAAUCAUAGCCCUAUAUGCAGUUGCAGUCCUGAACAAACAGGAGAUCCUUUCAAGAGCUGUUACGAUGUUGUAAAUACACCACCUGAACCAAUCGAUGCAUGUAAUCCUUCUCCUUGCGGACCAAAUGCUCAGUGCAUCCAACGUAACGAAAAAGCCAAUUGUAGAUGUUUGGAGAAUUACAUUGGCCAGCCUCCUAAUUGUAGACCCGAAUGUGUUAUCAAUCCUGACUGUCCAUCUAAUCAAGCAUGCGUAAGAAAUAAAUGCAUUGACCCGUGUCCAGGUUCUUGUGGUAUUAAUGCUGAUUGUGUGAUAGUAAGUCACACAGUUUCAUGUAUCUGUAGAGAAAAAUAUACUGGAAAUCCCUUUAUGCAAUGUGUUCCACAAGAAGAAAUUGUCACGAAGCCUUGCGAUCCCUCACCUUGUGGUGCUAAUGCUCUGUGUACCCAAAGAGAAGGAGCUGGUUCCUGUUCAUGUUUGGAAGGCUAUCAAGGAAAUCCUUACGAAGGCUGCCGUCCCGAGUGUGUGCUCAGCUCAGAUUGUCCAGCUGAUAAAUCAUGUAUUAGAAAUAAGUGUGCAGACCCAUGCCCAGGAAUUUGUGGUACUAAUGCAGAAUGUAACGUCAUCAAUCAUGUACCAAGCUGCGCAUGUCUUAAAGGAUACUCUGGAAAUCCAUUUACCCAAUGCUCUAAAGAUGAACCUAUAGAAUUUAGUCGACCAUGUCAACCAUCACCAUGUGGGCCUAAUAGUGUCUGCAGAGAAAAUGGAGGAUUAGCAUCUUGUGAAUGUCUACCAGAAUAUAUUGGUGCACCUCCAGACUGUCGACCAGAAUGUACCGUUAGUAAUGAAUGUCCAUCAGAUCGCGCAUGUCAUAAACUGAAAUGUGCGGAUCCUUGCAGAGGUACAUGCGGUAUAGGUGCACAUUGUCAAGUUGUUAAUCAUAGUCCAUUAUGCAGCUGCCCAGCUGGUACUUCUGGUGAUCCCUUCAAGAGAUGCUUUGAAACUGUACUUUAUGAACCAGGACAGCCGGUGCAACCAUGUCAACCAAAUCCUUGUGGCCCAUACAGUGAAUGUCGUGCUCUUAAUGAAAAUCCAUCAUGCUCUUGUAUGCAAGGAUACGCAGGUGUACCUCCAAACUGUCACCCGGAAUGUCUUGUGAAUACGGACUGUCCUUCUCAUCAAGCGUGCAUCGCUGAAAAGUGCACAAAUCCUUGUGAAGGAUCAUGUGGAUUUAAAGCAGAAUGCCGAGUGCAAGACCAUAUUCCGAUUUGUAGUUGCCCAGUUGGAUAUUCCGGUGAUCCAUUCAUCCAAUGUUCUGAAGUUAUAAUUACACCAACACCUUCCCCAGAGCCUUGCAACCCAUCACCUUGCGGAAGUAAUGCUUUAUGUAAUGCUGGUCUCUGUACAUGUGCACAUGGUUAUUUCGGAGAUCCAUACGUCGGUUGUAGGCUUGAAUGCUCGACCAAUGGUGAAUGUUCACCUACGCGUACUUGUCAAGGAGGAAAAUGUGUUGAUCCAUGCCCGGGAGCUUGCGGUACUAAUGCUAUCUGCUCAAUCAACAAUCAUAUCCCGUCUUGUACUUGCCCACCGAAUACUUUCGGAGACCCGUUCACUUUCUGUACUGAAGUCGUUCACCAAGAUACACCUACUUCGGCGUGUUCUCCUUCGCCAUGUGGUCCAUACAGUGAAUGUUCCGUAAGCGCAAACGGUGCCGCUGCCUGCUCCUGUAAAUCAGGUCAUGUUGGGUCGCCUCCAUCUUGUAGACCUGAAUGCCUCGUUAGUGCGGAAUGCAAACUUCAACAAGCUUGUAUAGAUCGCCGUUGCCGUGACCCUUGUGAAGGUGCUUGUGGCCGUGGUGCGCGCUGCCAAGUAAUCGCACAUUCCCCGAUAUGUACCUGUAAUGAUGGUUUUACCGGAGACCCAUUCUCAUAUUGUUACCCGGCACCAGCCACCCCACCCACACCUAUUGACCCUUGCCAACCAUCACCAUGUGGACCAAAUUCGAUGUGCGUUAAUUCUGGUGAAACACCUGCGUGCAGUUGUCAUCCAGGAUUUAUAGGAACGCCUCCAAACUGUCGACCUGAGUGUACAAUUAGUGCAGAAUGCCCUGCCACUCUGGCGUGUGUUGGACAAAAAUGUAAAAACCCGUGUGAACAAGCUUGCGGUCCACGUGCUCUCUGUUCGGUGGUUGAUCAUCGUGCAACCUGCGCUUGUGAACCCGGAUUAGAAGGUGACCCAUUCCAGGGUUGUUCUCCAGCACGAGCUCCGCCAAAGAUUGAAUAUUUAAAUCCUUGUGAACCUUCGCCUUGUGGCGCGAAUGCAGUGUGUAAAAUCCAAGGAAAUGCCGGUUCGUGCACUUGUUUGCCUGAAUAUUUUGGUGAUCCAUAUCAAGGAUGUAGACCAGAAUGCUUAACAGAUUCUGAUUGUCCACUGGUAUCAUCUUGCAGCAGAAACAAAUGCAUAAAUCCUUGUCUCGGUGCAUGUGGUGUUAAUACUGAAUGUUUCGUUAACAACCACAAGCCGAUGUGCAACUGUAAGAGUGGUUUCACAGGAAAUCCAAUGACUAUAUGUUCCGCACUAAGAGAAAAUGAUGUUUACAUUGAAAAUGUUUGUAAUCCUUCACCGUGCGGUAACAAUGCAAUUUGUAAAAAUAUAAACGAACAGCCUGUGUGUUCCUGUUUGGCGAAUUUCAUUGGAUCUCCGCCAAAUUGUCGACCAGAAUGUAUUGUUAAUUCGGAAUGCAAACCUAGUAAAGCUUGUAUAAAUCAGAGGUGCAUCAAUCCGUGUCCAAAACCGUGCGGAAAGAACAGUGAAUGUAAGGUAAUCAACCACAGUCCCAUAUGCAGCUGCCGCCAAGGCUACAGUGGGAACCCAUUCACAAUGUGCAACCUAGUUCUUCAGACCUUACCAAGUGUAGUUGAAACGUCCAAUCCAUGCUCACCGUCGCCAUGCGGCCCAUACUCUGAAUGCCGUAACAACAAUGGAUUAGCAAGCUGUUCUUGCUUAUCAACCUACAUUGGGUCUCCACCGUUUUGCAAACCAGAAUGUGUUGUUAACUCGGAUUGUCCGAGUAACUUGGGAUGCAUUUCAGAAAAAUGUAGAGAUCCUUGUGAGGGCUCAUGCGGCUUAUUUGCGAAAUGCUUCGUAAAUAACCACGUACCGGUUUGUUUAUGCCCGGAAGGUUUUACGGGAGAUCCAUUCAGUCAAUGUGUGGAAAAGCCUGUGAAAGAAAUAACUCCAACUCUUCAAUUAGACCCAUGUCAACCAAGCCCUUGUGGACCUAAUACUGAGUGUAGGAAUGGCGUUUGUUCGUGUAUAAAUGGGUAUCACGGAGAUCCUAAUUUAGGUUGCCGACCUGAAUGCGUCUAUAAUGCCGACUGCCCCUCCGAUAAAGGUUGCCAGAAAAAUAAAUGUAUCAAUCCAUGUAUUGGCACCUGCGGAGUGAAUGCUAUUUGUGAUGUGAUGAACCAUAUUCCAAUGUGCUCUUGCCCCAAAGGAAUGGUCGGAAAUGCAUUUGUGGAGUGUAGAGCUGUUGCAGUGACAGCUACAAGCCCGUGUAGUCCAUCUCCUUGUGGACCUAAUAGUCAAUGUCAGCAAAGUAAUGGACAAGCAGUAUGUUCAUGUGUACCUGGAUAUAAAGGCAGUCCGCCUACUUGUAGACCUGAAUGCGUAGUCAGCCUGGAAUGUCCUCUUAAUCAAGCUUGCAACAACCAAAAAUGUCUUAAUCCUUGCAUUGGAGCUUGUGGCGCUGGAGCUGUUUGUGAUGUAAUUAAUCACAACCCAAUAUGCACCUGUCCUCCUUCGUUUACUGGAGACCCAUUUGUUAGAUGUUCAGUCAUAGUUGCGGUAGAACCAACGGUAAACCCGUGUGAGCCGUCACCUUGUGGUCCUAACUCUAUUUGUAAAAUAAGUGGAGAGAAUCCAAUUUGUGCUUGUUUACAAGAUUACAAAGGGACUCCUCCAAAUUGUCGUCCAGAGUGUAUCAGUAACAGUGAAUGCGAGUAUCAUCUAGCCUGUCAAAAUAAAAAAUGCAUUGAUCCGUGUCUUGGUACCUGCGGGUCUAACGCAGAAUGUAGAGUAGUUAGUCAUGCCCCAAAUUGUAUCUGUCAAGUAGGAUAUACUGGAGACCCUUUUGCUUACUGUAGUAUGUUAGCAGUAAUGGAUUACACAGAAAUUCUGACACCGUGCAGUCCUAGUCCCUGUGGCGCUAACGCUAUUUGUAGAGAACAAAAAGGAGUUGGAUCAUGUCAAUGUUUGGACGGUUAUUCGGGCAAUCCCUAUGAAGGUUGUCGACCAGAAUGUGUCGUCAAUUCCGAUUGUCCUCUUAAUAAAGCUUGUUCGAGGAUGAAGUGCGUCGAUCCUUGUCCAGGAGUAUGUGGUUCAAAUGCUUUAUGCCUAGUUAACAAUCAUAUGCCAACAUGCAUUUGUCAGCCGGGAUAUACCGGAAAUCCGUUCGGAUAUUGUACUAUUAUGCAAGAACCUCAAGUAUUGGAAACAAAUCCUUGUAACCCUACGCCCUGUGGUGCCAACAGUCAGUGCAAAGAAAUAAAUGGACAAGCUGUAUGUUCCUGUUUACCUUCAUUUAGUGGUUCCCCACCGAACUGCCGACCAGAAUGUGUUGUAAGCUCGGAAUGCCCACCGGAUUUGUCUUGCAGUUCACAAAAAUGCAUUAAUCCCUGCGAAGGCGCAUGUGGAGAAAACGCUCGCUGUAAUGUUAUUAAUCACAGUCCUAUUUGUGUAUGCAAGCAAGGAUUAACUGGAAAUCCUUUCACAAGAUGCUAUCCAAUAACAGGUUCUAAACCGCCUCAAAAUAUACCAAUACAAGAUCCGUGCAUCUCUUCGCCAUGUGGACCAUACGCAGAAUGUAGAAAUAUAGAACAUGCUCCAUCUUGCGCUUGUAAAUUGAAUUAUGUUGGAACUCCACCUAACUGUAGACCGGAGUGCACUAUAAACUCUGAAUGCUCUAGUAACCAAGCGUGUAUUAAUGAAAAGUGCCGCGACCCGUGUCUUGGUGCCUGUGGAAUUAAUGCUCAAUGCUCUGUAUUUAAUCAUGUCGCACAGUGUAGUUGCAUUGAACAACACACUGGAGAUCCUUUUACUCGUUGCUCACCUGCAAUAGAACAAGACGAAUUCUCGGAACCUGACCCAUGCAACCCGUCGCCCUGUGGAGGAAACGCAGAAUGCAAUAAUGGAAUUUGUACAUGUUUGCCUGAUUACCAAGGUGACCCGUAUUUUGGAUGCAGGCCUGAAUGUUUGCUCAACAACGACUGUCCUCAAGAAAAGGCUUGUGUGAAGAAAAAAUGUGUGGACCCAUGCUUUAAUACGUGUGGCACAGACGCAAUUUGCAACGUGUAUAAUCACUUGCCAAUGUGCUCGUGUCCAAAUGGAUUUACAGGAAAUGCUUUUCUACAAUGUCGACCUAUAAAGAAUAUUGAAGAAAUAAACCCAUGUAGUCCUUCGCCUUGUGGUCCAAAUAGUCAGUGCCGAGAAGUUAACGGACAAGCGAUUUGCUCCUGUUUCCCCGGAUUUUUCGGAGCUCCUCCAACUUGCAGACCAGAAUGCAUAUCGAGUGCUGAAUGUGCAUUGAACAAAGCUUGUUCUAAUCAACGUUGUAUUGAUCCUUGCAAAGGAAAUUGUGGUACAGCGGCCAUAUGUCAAGUUAUUAACCACAAUCCUAUAUGCUCUUGUCCACAACGAUUCACCGGCGAUCCAUUUUCGAGAUGUUCUGUUCAAGAAGAAGAAAUACCUCAAUAUGUAAAUCCUUGUGAGCCAUCACCUUGUGGACCGAACUCAAUUUGCAAAGAAGUUGGUAACUCGCCAUCUUGCGCAUGCUUGGAAACAUACUUAGGCCAUCCACCAAAUUGUCGACCAGAAUGUAUCGCAAAUUCAGAAUGUCCCAAUAGUAUGGCAUGUAUGAAUCAAAAAUGCAAGGAUCCAUGCCCCGGUUCUUGCGGAUCUAAUGCAGAAUGUAAGGUUGUGAGUCACGCGCCGCAGUGUAUUUGUUCCCCUGGUUAUACAGGAGACCCAUUCAUAGCUUGUUUAGUGCAAGACAUACCUUUGACGCCAUGUCAACCUUCACCUUGUGGUCCGAAUGCAAUAUGUAAGCAGCAAGGAAAUGCCGGCGCUUGUGUAUGUUUACCAGAAUAUUUAGGAAAUCCAUACGAGGGCUGUCGUCCAGAAUGUAUAGUUAAUUCUGACUGUGCAACCAAUCUAGCAUGUAUUCAAAACAAAUGUAAAAAUCCAUGUAACAGCGCUUGUGGCCUCAACGCGAUAUGUAAUGUCAUAAAUCAUUCACCAAAAUGUGAGUGUUUGCCGGGAUUAACUGGAAAUCCAUACCAAAACUGCUAUGAGCAAAGCGCAGAUACUCCUUCGGUUACGAAAAAUCCUUGUACGCCUUCGCGGUGUGGUCCCAACAGUAUAUGCAAGAUUAAUAAUGAACAGGCUGUGUGCACUUGUCAACAAGAUUUCAUUGGAACACCACCAUCAUGCAAACCCGAAUGCGUGGUCAGCUCUGAAUGCUCGCAACAACAAGCUUGUAUUAAAAAAAAAUGCAGAAAUCCUUGUGAAGGUGUUUGCGGACAGAACUCUGAGUGCAAAGUUAUCAAUCAUAGUCCCAUUUGCACAUGUCGUGUACAUUACACCGGCGAUCCAUUUAAUGGUUGUUCUAAAAUUGUUGCUGCUGAGAUUAUUCCUCUGCCAACAAAUCCAUGUCUACCAUCUCCGUGUGGUCCAUUUGCACAAUGUCGUGAUAUAGGUGGAUCGCCUUCAUGUUCUUGUUUACCUCUUUAUAUUGGCCAACCUCCAAAUUGUAGACCAGAAUGUACUAUCAACACCGAUUGUCCUAGCGAUAAAUCGUGCAUCAAUGAAAGAUGCAUAGAUCCGUGCCCUGGGUCGUGUGGAAUCUACGCAGAAUGCAGAGUUCAAAAUCACGUUUCAAUCUGCACAUGUCUUGAGGGUUACACAGGAGAUCCCUUUAAUGCAUGUAUACUGAAACCACAAAAAGACCCUGUUCCUUCUGAUCUUUGUAAUCCAUCACCUUGUGGACCAAAUGCCAUUUGCAAUGACGGGAUAUGUUCUUGUCUACCUGAAUUCCAAGGUGACCCGUACUUUGAAUGUCGUCCAGAGUGCACGAUAAGUUCAGAAUGUCCGAUGAAUAAAGCUUGUGUUAAAAAUCAUUGCGUGGAUCCAUGUCCGAAUACAUGUGGUACUAAUGCCAUUUGUCAAGCAAUAAAUCACAUGGCAGUGUGUACAUGUCCGGCAGGGAUGUCUGGCAACGCAUUUAUACAAUGCAACCCUAUAAAAGAAUUUUCCAUUGUAAACCCAUGUCAACCAAGCCCGUGUGGAGCAAAUAGUCAAUGCCGAGAAUUAAAUGGUCAAGCAAUAUGUACAUGUUUACCGGGAUAUCGCGGAACUGCGCCUUAUUGUCGCCCAGAAUGUGUGGCAAGCUCUGAAUGCCCAUCGGACAAAGCCUGUAGCAAUCAGAAAUGUAUUAACCCAUGCCAGGGAACUUGUGGUGUUGCAGCCCAAUGUCAAGUAAUACAUCAUAACCCCAUUUGUACGUGUUCUACAGGUUUUACGGGAGAUCCAUUUACACGAUGUACUGCUACGCCUCUCGAGUUACCUACGGCCCCUAUAAAUCCUUGUCAACCAUCACCGUGUGGUCCUAAUUCAAUUUGUCAAGAAAACGGCAGCCAAAUACCUUCUUGUCAGUGUAUGCCCGAAUACAUUGGUGCACCGCCGAAUUGUCGUCCUGAAUGUCUCGCAAACAGUGAAUGUGCUCCUCAUUUAGCCUGUAUCAAUAAAAAAUGCCAAAAUCCAUGUGAAAAAGCAUGUGGUACAAACGCUGAGUGUCGAGUUGUGAGUCAUACAGCGGUCUGCAUUUGUCCAGAAGGAUAUAGCGGUGAUGCAGCAAUUCAGUGUUCACAAAAUGCUGUUGUUCCAUUCGAAACACUUUCAGCUUGUGAACCUUCGCCCUGUGGAGCAAACGCAGAGUGUAUAGAACGGGCUAGUGCAGGUGCUUGCAUUUGCCGAAAAGGAUAUAUCGGAAAUCCAUAUGAUGGCUGUCAUCCAGAAUGUGUUGUAAGUUCGGACUGUCCGAGUAACAAGGCUUGCACAAGAAAUAAGUGUAUAGAUCCAUGUCCUGGUACAUGUGCAUCGAACGCUAAUUGCCAAGUUGUUAACCAUUCGCCUCUUUGUACAUGUAAAACGGGAUACAUUGGAGAUCCAUUCACCGCAUGCAAACUCGAACCUCAACUCGAUUUACCAGUUAAUCCGUGUCAGCCAUCUCCUUGUGGACCAAACAGUCAAUGCAAGGUUUCGAAUGGCCUGAGCAUUUGCUCAUGUUUACCAGAGUACAGCGGAUCGCCUCCAAAUUGUAGACCAGAAUGUGUUGUGAGCGCAGAAUGUCCUUCAGAAAAAACAUGCAGAAACAAAAAAUGUGUGUCACCAUGUCCCGACCCUUGCGGUCAAAACACGAACUGCAAAGUUAUUAAUCACAGUCCAAUAUGCUCUUGCCAAAGCGGAUACACUGGAGACCCAUUCUCACGUUGUUACCGUGUAACUAUCACGGAACUUCCACCUCAACAACAAAGAGACCCUUGUGUGCCUUCCCCUUGUGGGCCGAACUCCUAUUGUCAAGACCUAAGAGGUAUUCCCUCGUGUUCUUGUUUACCCAACUUCGAAGGGAAUCCGCCUAACUGCAGACCUGAGUGUACUAUCAAUGAAGACUGUGCCAGUAAUUUAGCGUGCAUAAAUCAAAAAUGUAAAGAUCCAUGCCCUGGUUCAUGUGGUAUUAAUGCUAACUGUCAGACUCAAAAUCAUAUAGCGAUCUGUUCAUGUAUCGAAAGCUUUACCGGAGAUGCUUUCACGCAAUGCAAACCAAUACCAUUUAUAGAAGAAAGUGAUCCCUGUAAUCCAUCUCCAUGUGGUAUAAAUGCUGAGUGCUCAAACGGAAAAUGUACCUGCUUUGAGGAGUACCAAGGUGACCCAUACACUGGUUGCCGACCGGAGUGCUUGGAAAGUUCAGAAUGUGAACGGGAUAAAGCUUGCAUUAAAAAUAAAUGUAAAGAUCCGUGUCCAGGAACCUGCGCGUCGAAUGCUGAAUGUAAUGUCAUCAAUCACAUACCUAUGUGUAGCUGUCCUGAACGAAUGACUGGCAAUGCAUUUGUAGAGUGCCGUCCAAUAAUAGAAGCAGUUAUAACGAAUCCUUGUGAACCAUCACCUUGCGGGCCUAAUAGUCGCUGCAGAGAUGUGAAUAAUCAAGCUGUUUGUUCAUGUGCACCAAAUAACAUAGGUUCUCCGCCGUCAUGUCGUCCUGAAUGUACAAUUAGUUCUGAAUGUCCUCUCAAUCAGGCCUGCAGUAAUCAACGUUGUGUGGAUCCUUGCAUCGGUUCAUGUGGUGUUAAUGCAGAAUGCAAAGUUGUAAAUCAUAAUCCAAUUUGUUCGUGUCCAACAUUUUACACAGGAGACCCAUUCUCAAGAUGUAUGAGGCAACCUGAACGUCUUCCUGAGCCAACGAAUCCGUGCGCACCAUCACCAUGUGGUCCAAACUCGGUUUGUCGAGAAGUAAACGGGGCGCCAUCGUGUAUUUGUUUAGAAGGAUUCAAGGGUCAACCUCCCUAUUGCAAGCCCGAAUGUAGUAGUAAUGAAGAAUGUUCUCCACACUUGUCUUGUAUUCGCAAUAAAUGUAAAAAUCCCUGUGAAAACGUAUGCGCUGUAAACGCUGAAUGUAAAGUUGUGAGCCAUUCGCCGGUUUGCGUGUGCCAAUAUGGUUUUACUGGGGACCCAUUCUUCGAAUGUAUUCAAGAACCCUUAUAUACAGAACCUAUCACAUCUCCCUGUUCGCCAUCACCUUGUGGAGCUAAUGCUAUCUGUAAAGAACGUGACAACGCAGGGUCCUGUUCAUGUAUCGAUGGUUACAUGGGUAAUCCAUAUGAAGGAUGUAGACCUGAAUGUGUAGUUAAUACUGAUUGCCCGUCAAACAGAGCCUGUGUUAAUUAUAAAUGCAAUGAUCCGUGUCCAGGAAGUUGUGGUACCAAUGCGGAAUGUCAGACUGUUAAUCAUGUGCCCUUAUGUACUUGUAUUAAUGGCUAUACUGGUGAUCCAUUUAGAUACUGUGUUUAUCAAGAUUCUCCAGUACUAGCUCCGGUUGACGUAUGUAACCCUUCGCCGUGUGGACCUAACAGCCAAUGUAGAACUAUUAACGGCCAAGCUGUGUGUUCCUGUUUGAUAGAAUAUGUUGGAUCUCCACCUAAUUGUCGGCCAGAAUGCAUAGUCAGCUCUGAGUGUUCGCACGACAAAGCAUGCGUCAACAAUAAGUGUGUAAAUCCUUGUCCUAAACCAUGCGGAGUCAAUGCUGACUGUAAAAUGAUUAAUCACAGUCCAAUUUGUUCAUGUAAAAAUGCUUACACUGGAGAUCCAUUUACUGUUUGCACCGCAAUAAAACAUGAACCUGUACCAGAUACGAGCGAUCCUUGCGUACCCUCCCCAUGUGGACCAUAUUCGCAGUGUCGAAACAUUGGAAACAAUCCGUCAUGUUCUUGUCUUCCAACGUAUACAGGCAGUCCACCUAACUGUAGACCAGAAUGUAUUAUACAUUCUGAUUGCCCUGGUGAUCGAGCAUGUAUUGGUUCCAAAUGUCUAGAUCCUUGUCCAGGAUCAUGUGGUAUUUCAGCUACCUGUAACGUUCAAAAUCACAUACCAAUUUGUACGUGCAUUGAGGGAUACAUAGGUGAUCCAUUCACCGAUUGUAAACCUAAACCCUUAGAAGUUGAACCAAGUGUGACAGAUGCUUGUACAAACAUAAGAUGCGGUUCCAAUGCUGAAUGCAUUAACGGUCAAUGUCAAUGCUUCCCGGAAUACCACGGUGAUCCUUACUUUAGUUGUCGACCAGAAUGUGUGUUUAGUAGCGACUGUGAUGAAACCAAAGCCUGUAUACUAAAGAAAUGUGUGGAUCCUUGCAUUGGAGCUUGCGGACAGAAUGCUAUUUGUCAAGUUUUCAAUCACAUUCCGAUGUGUAGUUGUAAUAAUGGCUUCACUGGUAAUGCGUUUGUCAGGUGCAAUGCAGUCAGAGAACCGACUAUCAAACAUCCUUGCAGUACAGCGGUAUGUGGUCCAAAUAGCCAAUGCCGAGAGGUACACGAUCAAGCAGUUUGUUCUUGUUUACCAUCGUAUUUGGGCACACCGCCCGCUUGCAGACCCGAAUGUGUAGUUAACGCUGAAUGCCCACAAAAUCAAGCUUGUAUGAAACAAAAAUGUAUUAACCCAUGCGCUGGUACAUGCGGUUCGAGAGCAUCGUGCGAUGUCAUCAAUCAUAACCCCAUUUGUACUUGUCCUGCUGGUUAUUCUGGGGAUCCAUUUGUAGAAUGCAAAGUUUUAUACAAUACACCGCCUGUUGUUAUUGACCCAUGUCAACCAUCACCCUGCGGACCUAAUUCUAUUUGUGAAGUCAAAAAUAACAAUCCAUCCUGUACAUGCAAAGAAGAAUACAAUGGACAACCUCCAUACUGUAAACCAGAAUGUAUAAGUAACAGCGAAUGUGCACCACAUCUUGCAUGCAUCAAACAAAAAUGUAGAGAUCCUUGUAUAAAAGCGUGCGGAACAAACGCAGAGUGUCGUGUUGUCAGCCAUUCGGCUAUGUGUAUUUGCCCACAAGGAUAUUUAGGUGACCCCUUCAUUCAGUGUUCUGUUAAAAUUGAAGAUGAAAUUCUUCCUCCAUGUUCUCCAUCACCUUGUGGACCUAAUGCGAUUUGCCGUGAACAUCACAACAUUGGUGCGUGCAUUUGCAAUGACGGCUACUUCGGUAAUCCUUAUGAAGGAUGUCGUCCUGAAUGUAUUUCUAACUCCGACUGCCCAGGCGACAGAGCUUGUAUCGGUAACAAAUGUCAAGAUCCAUGUCCAGGAACGUGUGGUAUUAACUCUGAAUGCACAACAGUAUAUCAUUCACCAACUUGCACAUGUAUUCAGGGUUACACUGGAGAUGCUCUCCGUCGCUGCAAUCCUAUUUUGCCUCAAGAAAAUAUUCAAGAAAACCUUUGUAUUCCAAAUCCAUGUGGAGCACAUAGUCAGUGUCGAGAAAUUAACGGUCAGGCGGUUUGUAGCUGUUUGUCCAAUUAUAUUGGAGAGCCCCCCUCAUGCAAACCUGAAUGCAUUUUAAAUUCAGAUUGUAACUCAAACAAGGCCUGCGUUAAUCAUAAAUGUAUUAAUCCUUGUCCGGGACCAUGUGGCGAAAAAGCUGAAUGCAAAGUGUUUAAUCAUAAUCCUAUCUGCAGCUGUCAUUCAGGUUUCACAGGAGAUCCUUUCACGCGAUGCUAUCCAAAACCAGUAAUACAAACCAUAUACGAGGAAAGAAACGACCCAUGCGUACCUUCGCCUUGUGGUCCACUCUCAAUAUGUAGAAAUGUCGGUGAUCAACCUUCCUGUUCCUGUGCUCCCGGCUACAUCGGUAGUCCUCCAAAUUGUCGCCCUGAAUGUGUUACAAAUCAAGAAUGUCAAAGUUCACUGGCUUGCAUCAACGAAAAGUGCAAAGAUCCUUGUCCAGGUUCUUGUGGUCAAAAUGCGAAAUGUUCAGUUAUAGAACACGUAUCUAUUUGCACCUGUCUGGAAGGCUAUAAGGGUGAUCCGUUUACUUCGUGUGCACCGCAACCAAUACAAGACCUGGUUCCAGCUGAUCUUUGUAAUCCAUCUCCUUGCGGAUCAAAUGCCGAAUGCAAUAACGGGGAAUGCUCAUGUUUACCCGAUUACAGAGGUGAUCCCUAUCUGGGAUGUCGACCUGAAUGCACGAUCAGUUCAGAUUGUCAAAAGAAUCAAAUAUGUGCUAAAAAGAAGUGUUUCAAUCCGUGUCCUGACACGUGUGGUCAGAAUGCUAUUUGUGAAGUCAUUAAUCACGUGCCUAUGUGCAGUUGCCCUGCAGGAUUUACUGGAAACUCUUUUGUUACUUGCAAUGCUAUUCAAGUACCCAUAGCGAUUAACCCUUGCAAUCCAAGUCCUUGUGGACCGAACAGCCAGUGCAAAGAAAUUAAGAAUGUCGCUGUAUGCUCUUGUAUACCAGGCUUUUCAGGAAACCCACCUACUUGCAGGCCUGAGUGUACCACAAGUGCAGAGUGCUCUUUAGAUAAAGCUUGCAAUAACUAUAAAUGCAUCAACCCAUGUAAUGGUGCUUGUGGCAUUGGAGCAUUUUGUCAAGUGGUAAAUCACAAUCCAAUAUGUUCGUGUCCAAACGAAUAUACGGGAGAUCCAUUUACUAGAUGUGUACUGAAACCUGCAGAAAUACAACCGCAAGUUAAUCCGUGCUCACCUUCGCCUUGUGGACCAAACUCAAUAUGCCAAAAUAAUAAUGAUUCUCCCUCAUGUUCCUGCCUACCGGAAUAUACUGGAGUACCCCCGAAUUGCCGUCCGGAAUGUACAAGUAAUAGUGAAUGUGGAAACCAUUUGGCGUGUAUCAACAAUAAAUGUGGAGACCCUUGUGUCGGCGCUUGUGGACAAAAUGCUGAAUGCCGAGUAGUCAGCCACACGCCGAACUGUGUCUGCCCGUCAGGCUUUAUUGGAGAUCCAUUUAUACAAUGUUCAAUACAACAAAUUUUACAUGAAAAUAUCACUCCGUGUGUCCCGUCGCCUUGUGGAAGCAAUGCUUUAUGUAAAGAACGUAACAAUGCUGGUUCGUGUGUUUGCUUACCUGGAUAUUUCGGGAAUCCAUAUGAAGGAUGCAGACCCGAAUGCAUAGUAAAUACUGACUGUCCUUCGAAUAGAAUUUGUCAACAAAAUAAAUGUCAAGAUCCAUGUCCAGGAACAUGCGCUGCAAAUGCUCAGUGCAACACAGUGAACCACGCUCCGAUAUGCACUUGUUUACCUGGCUUCACUGGAAAUCCUUUCCAAAGCUGUCUUAUCAUUCAAAACAUUGAAAUUGAAACGAACCCUUGCUCACCAAAUCCGUGCGGACCAAAUAGUAUAUGUAAAGAAGUAAACGAACAAGCAGUUUGCACAUGUUUGGCAGAUUAUCGCGGCGCUCCUCCAAAUUGUAGGCCAGAAUGUGUAGUCAGUGCUGAAUGUCCAACAAAUAAAGCUUGUGUCUCCUUGAAAUGUCAAGAUCCAUGCAUAGGACAGUGUGGUCUUAACACGAAAUGUCAAGUUAUAAAUCAUAGUCCUAUAUGUUCAUGUAUAGAAAGGUUUACAGGUGAUCCUUUUAGCCGAUGUUUUGCUUUAGUAUCUAGCCCACCUACGCACGAGGAACAACCAAAGAAUCCAUGCUUACCAUCGCCUUGUGGACCAUUUAGUGAAUGCAGAGAUAUCGGAGGUAUAUCCUCAUGUAUUUGUUUGCCUAAUUACAUUGGGGCCCCUCCAAAUUGUCGCCCAGAGUGUACAAUUAAUGCUGAUUGUCCUAGUAAUUUGGCUUGUAUGAACCAGAGAUGCAAAGAUCCUUGUCCAGGCUCUUGUGGUUUAAACGCUCAAUGUUUUGUCAAGAAGCACAUGCCGAUUUGCACUUGUCUUGACAAUUAUGAAGGAGAUGCAUUUACUGAAUGUAAACUUCAAGAACAAAUUAAUGAUGAAAUAGAUUUGUGUAAUCCAUCACCCUGUGGUCCUAAUGCCAUUUGUAAUAACGGAGAGUGUACAUGCCUUCCUGAAUACCAAGGAGAUCCGUUCUUUGAAUGCAGGCCUGAAUGUGUUCUGAAUUCCGAUUGUCCCCAAGACAAAGCUUGCCAAAAGAAUAAAUGUACAAACCCAUGUUUAAGCAACGCUUGUGCCGCUAAUGCGAUAUGCGAAGUUUUCAAUCAUGUUGCCAUGUGUAGAUGCCCAGAACGUAUGACAGGAAACGCAUUUGUUCUAUGCUCACACCUGGAAGUUGUCAAACCACAGCCAUGUCAACCAAGUCCUUGUGGUCCUAACAGUCAAUGCCGUGAAAUUAAUGGGCAAGCUAUAUGUGCUUGUUUCAUUGGAUUUGUUGGAAGUCCUCCAUCUUGUAGGCCUGAAUGUACAGUGAGCACUGAUUGUUCUCCCAACGAAGCCUGCAGCAAUCAAAAAUGUAUCAACCCAUGCCAAGGAACUUGUGGAGUGAACGCACAAUGCCAAGUUAUUAAUCAUAAUCCUAUUUGCUCAUGUCCAUCUUCUCUGACUGGAAAUCCAUUUGUAAGAUGCUUUGUGCAAGAGUUUAAGCCUGAGUAUAGUGAUCCGUGCACACCAUCACCUUGUGGACCAAACUCUAUGUGCCAAGAAAUUUCUGGAGCACCGUCAUGUUCCUGUCUUGAUGAAUAUAUUGGAAAACCACCUUACUGUAAACCUGAAUGUAUCAGUAAUACUGAAUGCCCACUACACUUGGCUUGCAUUAACCAGAAGUGUAAAGACCCUUGCCCAGGUUCUUGCGGAUUAAACACGCAAUGUCAUGUAGUAAGUCACUCUCCAACCUGUUCUUGUGAUUUAGAAUAUACAGGAAAUCCAUUCAUAGAAUGUCACCGCAUACAAAUAAUAUCUGAAGCAACAACUCCAUGUCAACCUUCACCCUGUGGUGCAAAUACUAUUUGUAAAGAAUUCAAUGGUGCUGGUUCAUGUGUGUGUUUGGAAGAAUAUUUUGGAAAUCCUUAUGAAGGUUGUAAACCAGAAUGCAUAAUUAAUACGGAUUGUCCUUCAAACAAAGCUUGUCUGCAAAACAAAUGUCAAGACCCUUGUCCAAGUGCAUGCGCACCGAAUGCAGUAUGCCAAGUAGUGAACCAUAACCCAUCUUGCUCGUGCGAACGAGGAUAUACUGGAGAUCCCUUCCGAUACUGUACACCAGAACAAAUUUUGGAAACGCCAAUUAACGUAUGUCAGCCCUCACCGUGCGGGCCGAAUAGUAGAUGUCAAGAAGUCAACAAACAAGCUGUAUGUUCUUGUCUACCAAAUUACGUUGGGUCUCCUCCUGGUUGUCACCCCGAAUGUGUAACUAAUGGAGAAUGUCCUAGAGACAUGGCUUGCAUUAAUCAGAAAUGCGGUAACCCCUGCCUGGAUGCCUGUGGAAUCAAUGCAGAAUGCAGGGUUAUAAAUCAUAAUCCAAUCUGCCAAUGCACAAUGCAUUAUACUGGAGAUCCAUUCACAAGAUGUAAUCCUAUACCCCCUCCAGUUGCUAAUGCUGAUUUAGAACCAUACAGAAAUCCCUGCGUUCCGUCACCCUGUGGGCCAAAUUCCAUAUGUCACGAAAUAGGAAACAUUCCCUCCUGCGCUUGUAUGGAUAAUUAUAUAGGAAAUCCACCGAACUGUAGGCCAGAGUGUAUAGUAAAUUCGGAAUGUCCAACAUCAUUAGCUUGUAUACAACAAAAAUGUAAAGACCCCUGUAAAGGAUCAUGCGGAUUAGGUGCCAUAUGUACAGUUUCUCGUCAUACACCGAUUUGUGUGUGUCCUGAUGGCUAUAUUGGAGAUGCCUUUACCAUAUGCCAGCCAAAACCACCAGAAGCAGAUAUUGUUGAUAAAUGCAAUCCUUCACCAUGCGGUUCAAAUGCCAUUUGUUCUGAUGGUGUUUGUAGUUGCAUAGAAGAACACCAAGGAGAUCCAUAUAUUGGAUGCAGACCUGAAUGUGUUCUUAGUACUGAUUGUCCUAGAGAUAAAGCUUGUGUUAAAAAUAAAUGCAUAAAUCCAUGCGUAGACACAUGUGCUUCUAAUGCCAUAUGUGACGUGAUAAACCACACGCCAAUGUGCAGUUGUCCUCAAGGCAUGACUGGAAAUGCUUUCUACUCUUGUGAUUUCAUAAAAGUGCCUGUUGUGACAAAUCCUUGCCUUCCAUCACCUUGUGGUCCGAACAGUCAAUGUCGUGAAAUAAAUGGGCAGGCUGUAUGUACCUGCAUCCAAGGUUAUAUUGGCAGUCCUCCUUUAUGUCGGCCAGAAUGUGUUGUGAGUUCAGACUGUCCUUCUGACAAAGCGUGCAGCAACCAAAAAUGUAUUAACCCAUGCGAUGGAUCUUGUGGAAUAGAAGCAAAAUGCAUGGUAGUUAAACACAACCCAAUUUGUACCUGUCCAAAUAAAUACACUGGAGAUCCGUUUACAAGAUGCGUGCCAUUUAGAGUACCUACAGCGGACGUGACGCCUUGUACGCCAUCUCCAUGUGGUCAAAAUUCAAUUUGCAAAGAAGUAUCUGGAACUCCAUCUUGCAUGUGCAUGCCAGAUUUCUUUGGUACACCGCCAUAUUGCAAACCUGAAUGCACUAGUAACAAUGAAUGUCCCGUUAACAAAGCUUGCAUAAAUCAAAAAUGUGCUGAUCCUUGUACCAGCGCAUGUGGACUUAAUGCUCUGUGUAGGACAAUAAGUCAUACGCCGACCUGUUUUUGUGAUAACGGUUAUACUGGUGAUCCAUUUACGAGAUGCUUUAUUGAAGAAAUUUUAUACGAACAUUCGUCACCAUGCGAACCCUCGCCGUGCGGACCUAAUGCUUUAUGCAAAGAACAUAAUUCAGCCGGAUCGUGUGUUUGUUUACCCGAUUAUAUUGGCAAUCCGUAUGAAGGUUGCAGACCAGAAUGUACCAUCAAUACUGACUGUGAACCUAGUAAGAGUUGUAUUCGCAACAAAUGCCAAGACCCAUGUCCAGGAACAUGUGGAGCAUUAGCAACGUGUGCCGUUGUAAAUCAUUUACCAACUUGCUCGUGUCUGGAAGGUUACACCGGAGAUCCGUAUAGAAGAUGUGAUAUUAUGCAAGUUCCAACAGCUAUAUCGAUCACACCGUGCGUGCCUAAUCCAUGUGGCCCGAACAGUAUCUGCCACACAGUUAAUAAUCAGAGCGCAUGUUCAUGUAUGCCUGAAUACGUGGGAUCACCGCCUGGUUGCAGACCAGAAUGUACAGUUAGCUCGGAAUGUCCACAGAAUAGAGCAUGUAUCAAUUUAAAAUGCGCAGACCCUUGUCCAAGUCAUUGUGGAAUAAAUUCCCAAUGUAAAGUCAUAAACCAUAGUCCUAUUUGUACUUGUAAACUAGGAUUUCUCGGAGACCCAUUCACAAGAUGUUAUCCUCAACCUGAAGAUAUACCAGUUACUAAGAAUCCGUGUUUGCCAAAUCCUUGCGGUGAUAACGCUAUUUGUAGAGAAAUAAACGGUUCGCCGUCUUGUGCAUGCAUACCGAAUUUCCUAGGAAUUCCACCAAAUUGUCGACCAGAAUGUGCUAUAAAUGAAGACUGUCCUUCUGACAAAGCCUGUUUCAAUAUGAAAUGUGGAGAUCCCUGUCCCGGAAGCUGUGGCCAAAACGCUGAGUGCUCAGUGUUCAAUCAUGUUCCAUCCUGUGCUUGUAUCCAAGGAUAUACCGGAAAUCCAUUUUCGGCUUGUUUCCUGAUGAAACCUAUUCAAGAUGAAAUACCAAAAGAUCCUUGCUAUCCGUCUCCGUGCGGAUUCAAUGCCCAAUGCAAUGAUGGAAUUUGUACAUGUUUAGAAGAGUACUUCGGUGAUCCUUACUUAGGUUGCAAGCCCGAAUGCGUGAUAAAUUCAGAUUGUCCCCUGAACAAAGUAUGUUCAAAGAACAAAUGUAUGAAUCCUUGUCCCGGAACAUGUGCACCUACUGCCCAGUGCAGUGUUUAUAACCACAUACCAAUUUGUACUUGUCCCGACGGUACAACGGGCAAUGCUUUUGUGGAAUGCCAUACUAUACAAGUUGUCCACGAGGAACCAUGCAAUCCGAGUCCGUGCGGACCAAGCAGUCAGUGUCGGUCUGUGAAUAACCAAGCAGUAUGCUCGUGCUUGCCAUCAUUCAUUGGAACUCCUCCAUCUUGUCGACCAGAAUGCAUAAUUAGCGCUGAAUGUCCUAGAAAUGAAGCGUGUAACAACCAUAAAUGCAUUAAUCCCUGUCAAGGUAGCUGCGGAUAUGGAGCUAAAUGUGAAGUUGUAAACCACAAUCCCAUAUGUUCUUGUCCACCACAGUAUACGGGUGAUCCGUUUACAAACUGCCAGCCGAUAGUGACAGCGCAAUUACCUCCUGUUGAUCCUUGCACGCCAUCACCCUGCGGUCCAUAUUCUAUAUGUAAAGUAAUCGCAGAAUCACCUUCUUGCACCUGUCAGCCGGAUUUCUCGGGAACGCCACCAAAUUGCCGUCCAGAGUGUGUCAGUAACUCAGAGUGCCCAAGUAGUCAGGCUUGUAUCAAUCAGAAAUGUAAAGAUCCGUGUCCAGGUAGCUGUGGUUAUAAUGCUGACUGCAAAGUUAUAAGUCAUGCAUUAGUUUGUUCUUGUCCAAAUGGUCAAACAGGAGAUCCACUUAUUUCAUGCAGUCCAAUACGCGAAACCUUCAUUGAAUACAGCACGCCGUGUGAGCCUUCGCCUUGCGGUCUAAACGCAGAAUGCACGCAGAAAGAUAACGCUGGCUCCUGUAAAUGCAUUGAUGGCUAUAUGGGAAAUCCAUACGAAGGAUGUAGGCCAGAGUGUGUUAUUAAUAGUGACUGCGCUCCUAUGUUGGCUUGUAUUCAAAACAAAUGUAAAAAUCCUUGUCCCGGAGUGUGUGCGCCAAACGCAAUUUGUCAAGUGGUUAAUCAUCUGCCAUCAUGUCACUGUCCACCUGGCUUAGCGGGUAAUGCGUAUCAAUACUGUGUUACUAAAGUUGAAGACGUUAAACCAACACCGUGUAGCCCAUCGCCAUGCGGUCCCAACAGUGAGUGUCGCGAAGUAAACUCACAAGCCGUAUGUAGUUGUCAAGCUGAUUUUAUGGGAACUCCUCCAAACUGUCGCCCCGAGUGCACCAUCAACAGUGAAUGCUCUGUUGUGAAAUCAUGUAUUAACCGAAAAUGUGUUGAUCCAUGCAUAGGACAAUGUGGUAGAAAUGCAAAUUGUAGAGUUAUUUCUCACAAUCCGAUUUGUUCUUGUCAAGAUCGAUUUACAGGAGAUCCGUUCACUAAUUGCGUCCCAAUUGCCAUAUCGAGUCUCGAAACGUAUCCUGAAGUUAACCCGUGUAUUCCAUCACCCUGUGGACCUAAUUCCAUUUGUCAAGAAGUAAAUGGAAAUGCCCGUUGUACUUGUGUACCUAAUUACAAAGGUUCUCCUCCCCGGUGCAGACCCGAGUGCACAAUAAACUCCGAAUGCAAUGCAGCAACGGCUUGCAUUAACAACAUGUGCUUGGACCCCUGUCCUGGGGCAUGUGGAAAUAAUGCUCAGUGUAUUGUAAACAACCAUUUGCCAAUAUGUUCGUGUUUGCCAGGAUAUACAGGAAAUCCAUUCAGUAGCUGUUUCCUGAAACAAGAAGAACAUGUUGACCUAUGUUCUCCCUCACCGUGCGGUUCAAAUGCUAUUUGCGAAGAUGGACUGUGCACUUGUAUACCAGAAUAUCAUGGUGAUCCGUAUUUCGGAUGUAAGCCAGAAUGUGUCCUAAAUUCGGACUGUGCUAGGGACAAGGCAUGUAUUAAUAGUAAAUGCAAAGAUCCAUGUAUUGGAACUUGUGGAACAGACGCAAUUUGUGAAACUAUUAAUCACAUUCCCAUGUGCUCAUGUCCAUCUGGUUUUACUGGUUCGCCUUUCAGUUAUUGCACACAAAUUUUAGAGCUACCCACGCCUGUCAAUCUUUGUGUACCGUCACCUUGCGGACCAAACAGUCAAUGCAGAGAGUUGAAUGGACAUGCCGUGUGUGUUUGUGUGAGUGGCUAUCUCGGAAGUCCUCCAAAUUGUCGCCCGGAGUGCAUAUUGAGCUCUGAUUGUAAAUUAAAUGAAGCCUGUUCCAACCAAAAAUGCAUAGACCCGUGUCCUGGAGCAUGUGGUCGCAAUACAAAAUGCAUUGUUGUCAAUCAUAACCCCAUAUGCACGUGUUCGCCUGGAUUUUCUGGAGAUCCAUUCUCAUCAUGCCAAAUUAUCCCUGCCACACCGCCUGCGAAGGUCACUCCGUGCCUACCUUCACCGUGUGGUCCAAAUUCAGAAUGUACAGAGAAUGGUGAAAAUGCAGAAUGCAAAUGUUUAUUAGAAUAUAUUGGCUCACCUCCUAAUUGUCGACCGGAGUGUACAAGUAACACUGAAUGUUCUCAAAAUAUGGCUUGUAUUAACAGAAAAUGUCAAAACCCCUGCGCAGGGGCAUGUGGUAUAAACGCUGAAUGCAGGGUAGUAAGCCAUACUCCCAUAUGCUUGUGUGAAAAUGGAUACUCAGGAGAUCCAUUCCUUAGCUGUAAUAUAAUAGUAUCAUCCGCAGUGGUGGAACGUCCGACACCUUGUAUACCAUCACCAUGUGGUGUUAAUGCUGAAUGCAGAGAACGGAAUGGUGUUGGAUCUUGUAUUUGUUUACCUGACUAUUUCGGAAACCCAUACGAAGCGUGUAAGCCAGAAUGCAUUCAAAAUUCUGACUGCCCUUCGAACCUUGCAUGCUACAAUAACAAAUGCAAAGAUCCAUGCCCGGGCACUUGUGGAAUUAACGCUCAGUGUAACGUCGUUAAUCACAAUCCUUCGUGUUCGUGUAUUGAGAAAUAUCAUGGAGAUCCAUACAAGAUGUGCGCAUUUAAAGCUGAAUCGGAAAUUUUAGACCCUUGCGAACCUUCGCCGUGUGGACCUAACAGCCAAUGUAAAUCUCAAAACGGCUUGGCGAUAUGUACUUGCAUGCUUGGCUAUCAAGGAACACCACCUUCUUGUCGCCCAGAAUGUAUCACUAGUUCAGAGUGCUCUCUAGAUAAAGUCUGUGAGAACUUUAAAUGCAAAUCGCCCUGUGAAAGAGCUUGUGGAUUAAAUACAGAAUGUAAAGUGAUAAACCACAAUCCUAUAUGUGUGUGUAAACCAAAAUACACAGGAGAUCCAUUCACAAUAUGUUAUGCAUUACCUGAGCAACAGCCACCCUUAAUGGAACCAACAGAUCCGUGUGUUCCUUCACCGUGUGGAUUAAAUGCGGAGUGUAGGGAAAUCGGUGGAGUUCCGUCUUGUUCCUGUUUGAAUGGAUUUUUCGGAAGUCCACCUAACUGUAAACCAGAAUGCAUACUCAAUUCGGAUUGUAGUAAUGACAAAUCGUGCAUAAAUAUGAAAUGUCAAAAUCCUUGCAUUGGUUCAUGUGGGCUAGACGCUUUGUGCAAUGUUGUGAAGCACGUUCCUGUUUGCUCUUGUCCUAGUGGUUACGAAGGAGAUCCAUUUUCCAUCUGUCACAUCAAGCUUCCAGAAUUACCACAAUCAGUAGAUCCAUGUCAGCCAACUCCAUGUGGACCCAAUGCUGUAUGCCACAAUGGCGUAUGUUCCUGCUUACCAGAGUAUCAAGGGGACCCCUAUUUUGGCUGUCGGCCUGAAUGUGUAUUGAGCACCGAUUGUCCUCUGGAUAAGGCUUGUUUCCGUUCAAAGUGUGUUGAUCCUUGUCGUGACAUGUGCGGAGUCAAUGCAGAAUGUAAUGUCUACAACCAUGUCGCUAUAUGUAGCUGCCCAAUGGGACAUACCGGAGAUGCAUUUACCCAUUGUAAAAUAAUUGAAAAACCAGCCAAUAAACCUUGUGAGCCUUCGCCUUGUGGACCUAACAGUGUUUGCAGAGAAGUAAAUGGACAGGCAAUCUGCGCUUGCAUCGAAUCUUUUAUUGGUAAUCCGCCAAACUGCCGACCUGAGUGUAUUCAAAGUACAGAUUGCUCUCCCUCAAAAGCUUGUAUAAAUAGAAAGUGCCAAGAUCCAUGUCCAGGAUCGUGUGGUCGAAACGCUAUAUGCAUUGUUAACAAGCAUAAUCCUAUAUGCAGCUGUCCUGCAAAGUACACAGGAUCUCCAUUCACUUAUUGUUACGUUCAAUUAGAAGAAGAGCCACAGUCUAAUCCAUGCGUACCAUCGCCUUGUGGACCAAAUAGUCUAUGUAAACCAACAGCUGACGGGAAAUCUUAUGUGUGCACAUGCCAACCAUCUUUUGAAGGAACUCCACCUCUAUGUCGUCGCGAAUGUACAACAAGUGAUGAUUGUUCGUCUGACAAAGCUUGCAUUAAUUACAAAUGUUCGGAUCCUUGCCCUGGCUCCUGCGGUUUGAACACGCUUUGCGUCGUUCGACUGCACACACCUAUGUGCUCAUGUGAAAACGGGUACACUGGAGAUCCAUUUUUAUCAUGCUAUCUGAUGCAGCCAGCACAUGAACCAGUUGAUCCUUGCAAUCCUUCACCUUGUGGCGCCAAUGCUCAAUGCAAAGAAACACGUAGCGGCGCAGUUGCUUGUAUUUGUGAAACUGGAUAUUUCGGAAAUCCUUACGAAUCUUGCCGACCAGAGUGUGUGGUUAAUACUGAUUGCCCAUUUAACAAAGCGUGCCUAAGAAACAAGUGUGAUGACCCGUGUCCCGGUGUUUGCGGCUCUACAGCAAAUUGUGAAGUUAUUAAUCAUGUACCAUCUUGCACGUGCGCGCCAGGUUACACCGGAAAUCCGUACACGUACUGUCAUAUCAUCAUUAAUGAACCAGUACCGAAACCGAAAAAUCCUUGUUUACCGAACCUCUGUGGCAGUAAUACUAUAUGUAACUACUCCAAUGGCCAAGUAUCGUGCUCAUGUAUGCCUGAGUUCUACGGCUCACCACCGAAUUGUCGUCCAGAAUGUACUGUCAAUGCUGAAUGUGAUAAAUCGAAAAGUUGCAUAAGACAAAAAUGUAUUGAUCCUUGCAUUGGAGUGUGCGGACAAAAUGCAGAAUGUAGAGUUAUUAACCACGCACCUAUAUGCUCGUGUAGUCUUGGAUUUGAAGGUGAUCCGUUUAUUAGGUGCAUGGAAAAGGAAAAAACACCUACGCCAAUUACCAAUCCUUGUAUACCAUCUCCUUGUGGAUCCAAUUCUAUUUGUCAAGCUGUAAAUGAAAUACCGAUGUGUUCGUGUGUAGAAAAAUAUAUUGGUUCGCCGCCGAACUGCAGAGCGGAAUGUGUCAUUAAUUCUGAUUGUCCAAGCACUGAAGCUUGCAUUAACCAGAAAUGUAGAGAUCCAUGCCCUGGCUCUUGUGGUCUUUACACAGAAUGUCACGUUUAUCAACAUUCAGCCAUAUGUAGUUGCAAUGAAGGGUACACCGGAAAUCCUUUCCAGAGCUGUCAAAUCAAGCAAAAUAUUGAACCUGUUCCAAGUACAUAUGAUAAUUGUAAUCCAAAUCCAUGUGGCGCAAAUGCUGAUUGCAAUGAUGGAGUUUGUAAAUGUAGAAAUAAUUACUUCGGUAAUCCCUAUCUUAGCUGCCGACCAGAAUGUACUCACAGUUCGGAAUGCGCAAAAUCUUUAACAUGUAUUAACAACAAAUGUACAAAUCCAUGUAUUAAUAUAUGUGGUGAAAAUGCCUUGUGUGAAGUAUACAAUCAUAUGCCUAUGUGUAGCUGCCCUCCAAAUACAACUGGGAAUGCAUUUUUCUCGUGUACACCGAUUAAAGUAGUAAUCCAGGAUACGAACCCUUGCCAACCAUCUCCUUGUGGUCCAAACAGCGUAUGCCGUGCACUUUCAGGACAAGUAAUGUGCUCUUGUAUAACUGGUUACAUCGGUACGCCACCAUCUUGUAGACCAGAAUGUUUAGUGGAUUCUGAUUGCACGAUUCUUUUGUCUUGUUCGAAUCAAAAAUGUGUAGAUCCAUGUCAAGGUUCAUGUGGAAUGAACGCUGAGUGUAGAGUUCACAACCACAAACCAAUAUGCUACUGUAGGAAUGGACUUACUGGUGAUCCUUUCUCUUACUGUAGAGUUAUUCAAAAAGAACCACCAAAAACCGCACCAUGUGAACCAUCGCCAUGUGGACCAAACUCUGUUUGUAAAUCAAACGGCGAAGAGCCACAGUGCCUAUGUCAAACUGGAUUUAUUGGGUCUCCUCCAUACUGUCGUCCAGAGUGUAUUUCUAAUAGCGAAUGCAGCUUCAAUAAGGCGUGCAUCAACAAUAAGUGCGACGAUCCCUGUCUUGGAGCAUGCGGUCCUAACGCUGAAUGUCGAGUUAUCAGUCAUUCACCACAAUGCACUUGCCAAUCUGGCUAUGAAGGAGAUGCAUUCAAUUUGUGCCACCCUAAACGAGACCACGAACCAGUCACACCUUCCGAACCUUGUGUUCCAAAUCCCUGCGGUCCGAAUGCUAUCUGUCAAGAACGUUAUAAUAUCGGCAGUUGUACUUGUGCGAAUGGUUUCUUCGGUGAUCCUUACGAAGGUUGCAGACCUGAAUGUAUUGUUAAUUCUGAUUGUGCCGAAAGCAGAGCUUGUAUAAACAAAAAAUGCCAAGAUCCUUGCCCAGGGCUUUGUGGAGUAAACGCUCAAUGCCAAACAACUAACCACGUUCCAUCAUGUACUUGUAUACAUGGAUAUGUGGGAAAUGCUUACGAAAGCUGUAUACUCAGAGAAGAAAAACCGACAAACCCAUGCUCACCGUCGCCUUGUGGUGCCUACAGUACUUGUAAAACUAUAAGCAACCAGGCAGUUUGUACGUGCUUGCCAGAUUACGUUGGAAAUCCGCCAAGUUGUCGACCAGAAUGUAUCAUUAGUUCGGAGUGUCCCUUGAAUAAAGCAUGCGUUCGUAAGAAAUGUGUAGAUCCAUGCAUAGGAACAUGCGGGGAAAAUUCAGAAUGUCGCGUACAUCAACACAGUCCCUAUUGUACUUGUCUGCCAGGCUAUGAAGGCGAUCCCUUUAUAAGAUGCUCUAAAGAAAUUUUAUCCACUCCACCUGUUGCCUCACCUUGUGAACCGAGUCCGUGUGGGCCAUUCGCAACAUGCAGAGACAUAAAUGAUUCCCCAAUAUGCAGCUGCAAGCCAGGAUAUAUCGGUGCUCCACCUCGCUGUGCACCAGAGUGUACUAUAAAUGAAGAUUGCCCUAACAACAAAGCGUGUGUUCGUGAAAAAUGUGUAGAUCCAUGUCUUGGAUCUUGCGGUACUCAUACCGACUGUCGAGCAAUGAACCACGUAGCUAUUUGUACUUGUCUUUCCGGAUAUCGAGGCGAUCCGUUUAUUGGUUGUUCAUACCAAGACAUUCAGCCACCGGUGUCAUUCGACGCAUGUAUUCAAUCACCGUGUGGUAUUAACGCGGCGUGUGACAAUGGAACGUGCACUUGCAUUAGUGACUAUCAUGGCAAUCCGUAUAUAGAAUGUAGGCCGGAGUGCACUAGUGACAAUGAUUGCCAAAAACAACUAGCAUGUGUCAACUAUAAAUGUAUUAAUCCUUGUAAAAAUGCUUGCGGGAUUAAUGCGGUCUGUAAUGUUUACAAUCAUAUUGCAAUUUGUGAAUGUCCUACGCCACUUCAAGGAGACGCUUUUAUAUCCUGUCAUCACGCGAUUGAGCCAUCAAUAUCAGAUCCAUGUACGCCUAACCCUUGCGGACCAAAUAGUAUUUGUCGUGCUGAAGGAAUCGUAGCGCACUGUUCAUGUCGGCCUCCAAUGUUCGAAGAUCCUCCAAGCUGUCGACCAGAAUGUCGCGUAGAUUCAGAGUGUCCACCUAACCGUGCUUGUAGAAACAACAGAUGUCGCGACCCGUGUCCAGGAUCAUGUGGUGCUUCUGCAAUUUGCCACAUUCGAUCACACUCACCUAUAUGUGUAUGCCCAGCAAACUACGUUGGAGAUCCGUUUAUUCAUUGUCUCCCAGCUAUUGAAGCAGAGCCUUCGACUCAAGCACCUCAAUCUUGCACAAACUGUGGACCAAAUUCGGACUGUAUAAAUGGGCUCUGUAGCUGUAAAUCGGGCUACGUUGGAGCGCCACCCUAUUGCCGCCACGAGUGUCUCAGUUCCAGCGACUGCGAAUGGCACCUUAUGUGUUUGAAUCUGCGUUGUGUAGACCCAUGCCGCGGAGCCUGUGGACAAGGCGCUCUUUGCGAAUCUCUUGCUCAUGAGCCUCAUUGUACUUGUCCUUCCUCCACUACUGGAAAUCCGUUCUUCGAAUGUCGGCCCAUCGUUACAACCCAGAAAACUCCGAAUGACCCUUGCAACCCAUCACCAUGUGGGCCUGGUGCUUUAUGUAGCGCUAGGGGAGCGAGUGCGUCAUGUGAAUGUGAGCCUGGACUCUUCGGUGACCCAUACAGUGGAUGCCGCCCAGAAUGUGUAUCAGACUCGGACUGUUCACCUUCUCGUGCGUGCAUGCGUUCUCAUUGCCGGGAUCCCUGUCAAGGAACUUGUGGUAUAGGAGCUGACUGCGAAACUGUCAACCACAUUCCUUUAUGUUCUUGUCCAACAGGAACUAGAGGAAAUGCUUUUGAAAAGUGUGAAAAGAUUAUUACAGCACCACCUUGCAACCCCUCACCGUGUGGACCAGGUGCUGUGUGCACUACAUCAGGAAGCAGUGCCAUAUGUUCAUGUCCAAGUGGAACUUAUGGAGAUGCUAAAUCGACAGGAUGCAGACCGGAAUGUGUUGUUAGCUCUGAAUGUCCACGUGAUAGAGCAUGUGUGCGCAACAAAUGCAUUGACCCAUGUAUUGGAACAUGUGGAAAUGGCGCGAUGUGUCGAGUAUUUGAUCACGCACCAAUUUGCUCUUGUCCACCGACUACUACCGGGAAUCCAUUUACAGAAUGCACUUUAAAAGAUGUCACUCCACCUACUUUUGACCCUUGCGACCCUAACCCUUGUGGAAUUCAUGGAACUUGCCGCGACGGACAAUGCAUAUAUCCAGAGUGUAUCGUGAAUGAUGAUUGUCCCGGUGACCGUGCGUGUAUCAACAGGAAAUGUGCCGAUCCGUGUGUAAAUGCUUGCGGUAUAAACGCCAUUUGUACGGGCAUCAGACAUACAGCGGUAUGCUCUUGUCCAUCUGGAUAUACGGGGUCUGCGUUUGUUCGAUGCGAACGUAUAAUUAUUGACCAGCCAACUCCACCGACACCUGAAUGUGUAAAUGAUAAUCAAUGUGCUGAUGAUGCCGCUUGCGUUGAUUCACGAUGCUCACCAGUCUGCGGAUCCAAUAAUUGUGGCAUUAAUGCCCGUUGCUUGGCUAAACAACACAGAGCACGUUGUACAUGUUUACCGGGCUAUGAAGGUGAUGCUUACACUGGAUGUUACUCGGUGCAAUGUCACAGCAACAACGAUUGUCCAGAAGACGAAAGUUGUGAAGGCGCUUCAUGUGUGAAGGUUUGUUCACGCGUUCGUUGCGGAAUCGAAGCGCGAUGCGUCGCAAGAGGUCACACCGCAUCAUGUGAAUGUAACCCUAGCGCAAGAGGAGACCCUUGGACCGAAUGUCACAUAGCCGAAUGUAAUGCAAAUGAAGAUUGCCCAUUAUGGUUAGCCUGUAAAGCGAAUAAGUGUAAGGAUCCUUGUCCUGGAGCUUGUGCACCUGGAGCCGUUUGCACAGUACUACGACAUCAACCAACAUGCGAAUGUCCUCGAGGAACAAAUGGCAAUCCUAAAAUAGAAUGUCGACAAGUGGCAAACGAAGAGGAAUGCCAAUACGAUGCUGAAUGUGGACCAGGUCUGGCAUGUCUACAAGGAAACUGCAAAAAUCCGUGCGAACCAACUUCGUGUGGAACACGAGCCGUCUGUCGCGUUGCUAAUACUCUACCUUUCCGCACCCUGGUUUGCGAAUGUCCGAAACCACUCACUGGGGACGCAUCUCUACAAUGCAAUCCAAGAGGAGAAUGUACGUCAAACGACGAUUGUAGUUCAGAAGAGAGCUGCAUAAACAAGCGUUGCGUGAACGUUUGUAGCAACGGCGCCUGCGGUGUAGGUGCUGAAUGCCGCGCUCAGUCUCAUAGAGCUAACUGUGUCUGCGUACCACCAUUACAGGGUGACCCACGUGUAGCUUGUAUGCCUAGUACCCCGACUGCAGAAUGCGUCGUAGAUUCAGAUUGUGGUAGCGCCGAGGCAUGUGUAUCACGACGAUGUGUUUCGGCAUGUAUUGGAGCUUGCGGGACGGGUGCAUUGUGUGACGCUGCGCAGCAUAGAGCACGCUGUCACUGUCCACCGGGGACUGCUGGAGAUCCUGCAAGAAUAUGCUAUACACCUGAGUGUACAUCUGAUGACAACUGCCCAUUCGAUAAAACGUGUUUCAAUGGAUACUGCAAGGAUCCUUGUGGUGUGGGCUCUCCGUGCGGACGCGACGCAAGCUGUGAGGUUGUAGCUCACGUCGCCACUUGUCGCUGUCCACCCGGUACGCAGGGCGACCCUCGUCGCGCCUGUAUCUCAGCGGCCUGUCAUUAUAAUGAAGACUGCGAUGAUUCACAACUCUGUAAUCGUCUCAACCGCGUCUGCCAAUCAGCGUGUACAGACAACUCUUGCGCUCCUGGUGCUUCAUGUACAGGAGAGAAUCACCGCCCCACCUGCAAGUGUAUUCCUGGAUAUAUUGGUGAUCCAUAUCAACGUGGAUGUACAUUUGCCCAAGAUACCACUGAAUGUACAACGGAUGCUGAUUGCUCAGCGCCUUUAGCCUGUGUGGACGCACGCUGUAUCGAUCUCUGCCUGAAUAAUCCGUGCGAUAGUGGUCUCAUAUGUAGAACAGUUGAUGUGCUUCCUUUACGAGCAGUUGCUUGUGUAUGCCCUGAUGGAGGUCGAGCUGCACCGGAUAGUGGCUGUCGCACACCACCAGAAGUAGAAUGUUCCGUGGACUCGGAUUGCGCUAGUAGUCAAAUGUGCUUCCGUGGUAGUUGCGUCGAAGCCUGUAAAGCUGAUCCAUGUGGACAGAACGCCCUAUGCGAUUCGAUUGAUCAUGCAUCACGUUGCGUUUGUCCACCUGGAUACAACGGAAACCCAAGAUUUGAAUGUAACACAGUGCCACAAGAACCAAUAGUUUGGGAAUGCUACGAAGACAACGAGUGUGGACCUGAACGCGCCUGUAUCAAACGAUCAUGUGUCAAUCCGUGUAUUGAUGGUUGUGGUAUUGGAGCUCUAUGUCGGGUGAUUGAUCAUAAGCCACAGUGCUCUUGUCCAAACGGUUUUUCGGGCGAUGCAUACAUUCGAUGCUUACCACCAUCCGAGAAGUCUUUUAUUCCACUUGGUUGCAAAGCUAAUUCAGAAUGCCCAUUAUCUCAAGCCUGUAUUAAUGGUGCUUGUGCCGACCCAUGUGCUUGUGGCGCACAAGCUGAUUGCUCAAUUGUGAGACAUCAUCCAGUUUGUUACUGUAAACAAGGCUAUUCUGGAAAUCCCUAUAUUGGAUGCACUAAAGUUGGGUGCGACUCAGAUUCUGAAUGCUCGGACAGCGAUUUAUGUUACAACGGAGCUUGCCUUAAUCCUUGCCUAAUAGAUACCCCGUGUGCUAUUAGUGCUGAAUGUUAUGGCGUUAACCACCGUGCAAGUUGUCGUUGCCCAUCUGGCACUGUUGGAAAUCCAUUCACGAGAUGUAUAGCAGCUGAAUGCGAAACAGAUAAUGAUUGCAAUGAUGAUAGUGUUUGUGCGAAGGGAACGUGUUACAAUGCUUGUUCUGUCAACGGCAUUAGCUCUUGUGCAGAUAAUGCCGAAUGUUUCUCGCGUAACCAUGCGGCAUCGUGUAGAUGUCCACCAGCUUUCCCGAUCGGAGAUCCUUCUGUUCAUUGCCAAAAAGCGACGGUAUUAAACGAACCUGAGUGUAUAAUGGACGGUGAUUGCCCCAGCGGUCACGCUUGUCUCAAGGAUGAAUGCCGUGAAGCUUGUUCCGAACUUAAGCCGUGCAAAGGAAAUUCCCGUUGUUCAGUUUCAGACAGUAUACCGUUCCGAACUCUGAUUUGUCGUUGCCCAGAAGGCUUUGUACCUUCUGAAGAUGGUAGCUGCAAGCCGGCCAAUUUACCACCCCUUGGUUGCUCUUCGGAUAAUGACUGCACAGACCAAGAGUCUUGUGUUAACAGAAAUUGCAGAAAUCCAUGUAACUGUGGUGAUAACGCGGAUUGUUUUGUUAAAGAUCAUAGACCUAUUUGUUCAUGCCGUAAUGGAUACGAAGGAGAUCCUUACCGCACUUGUCGCGUUGUGGGUUGCCGUACAAAUUCAGAGUGUGACACCCGAGAAGCUUGUAUAAAUGGAAAUUGUAUAAAUCCUUGUUUAACAAACAGCACAUGUGGACCAAAUGCCGAAUGCUUCGUUCAAAAGAACCAACCGCUGUGUCGUUGUCGUGUUGGAUUUGAAGGAGACGCCUAUUUAGGUUGUAAUGCGAUAGAAUGUAGAUCAAACGGAGAUUGUCCACGUGAUAAGCAAUGUAAAGCUCACAGAUGUAUUAAUCCUUGCUUCAUUGACAAUAUAUGCGGUACGCACUCUAAUUGUCUGGUUCGUAAUCAUUUAGCAGUAUGUAAAUGCGACCAAGGAUAUGGCGGAAAUCCAUACAUUGAAUGUAAGCCGCAAUUUGCUCAAGAAUGCUACGUCGAUGCUGAUUGUCCGUCAAGAGCAGCCUGUUUGUCUUCCAGAUGCGUUAACCCUUGCACGACAUUAAAACCGUGCGCUAAUCCUGCUACGUGUGAGGUCUCACCGACAUUGCCAGUGCGUACAAUGCUAUGUACUUGCCCACCAGGUUUUGUGAGCAACGGUGGAGGCAUAUGUCGCCCAGUCAUUGAAUUCUUUGAAUCGACUUGUGAAAUUGAUAGCAACUGUACAUCGAACCAUGCUUGUAUAUCAUCUGUAUGUAAAAAUCCUUGUGAUUGUGGACCAAACACUGACUGUAUUAUGAAAGAUCACAAGCCUGUUUGUGCUUGUCGACAAGGCUUUAUAGGGGAUGCUUCGUCAGGUUGCUAUGAAAUACAAUGCCAAUCUGAUUCUCAUUGUGCUGACGACGAAACGUGUAUAAAUAGGCGUUGUGUCCCUGCUUGUUCGGUAAAUGCUAAUACGUGCGGGCAAUCGGCUGAAUGUUAUGGAUUAGAACAUCGUGCAUCCUGUCGCUGUAAGAUCGGUACAGUUGGAAACCCAUCUAUAGCUUGCACUCCCAUUGGCUGCAGAACUGACACAGAUUGUCCAUCUGAUAAAUCAUGUAUCAAUUCCAAAUGUGAUACGCCCUGCAAUGCAGAUAUUUGCCAGGAACCAGCUCAGUGCAAGGUACAUUUACAUCAAGCUCAUUGCGCAUGUCCUCCGGGAUUCACCAAUACAGGGAAAGAAUGUAGAAAAACUGAAGGACCACAAUGUAUAAGUGAUAUAGACUGCCCUUCGGGAACAGGAUGUCUUAAUUAUAGAUGUGUCAACCCAUGCCUGGUAUCAAACCCAUGUAGUGAAAAUGCGCAGUGCAAGAUUGUAGACACCAUGCCUGUAAAAACCAUGGUUUGUGAAUGUUUGCCUGGAUACAAAGGAAAUGCAUUACAAGAAUGCAAGCCAUAUCAAACUGUUGCUAAAUGCAUCGAAGGUCAAGGAUUAGACUUGUAUGGUGAAUGUAUUCCUUGUCGACCAGCAGAAGGACGUAUUAUAGAUUCUAGGGGUCGAUGCGUUUGUGACUCGGAACGUGGUUUUAUAAUUCAAGGAGAUAAAUGCGUUGCUGGCGGCUGCCGCACUGACGACAAUUGCGCAGAUAAUUCGCGAUGCAUUCGCGGUCAAUGUGUAGAUGCCUGCAAAGCUGAGCCUUGUGGUAUUAACGCAACCUGUGAUGCGGUGGGGCAUCGCUCUCAUUGCACUUGCAUUGCCGGCUACACUGGAAAUCCUAGAAUUCAGUGUAAUGCAACAACAACAAUGUACCGAACCGAUUUCCCAACACCAGAUAUUCAGGUCGAAUGUUUGGCUGACGGAGUUAGAGUCCGACUUAAGAUUAAAGAUUUCAACGGCCUUUUGUACGUAAAAAGUUACAGUAAGGAUGAGAGAUGCAGGAAAGUUGUAGAGAUGCCUAAAGACGAAGAAAGUUUUGUUUUCUUCACUGUACAUUUCGGAGAUUGCGGCCUUGUUCAUGUCAAUGGCUUAGCAAGCUUCGUUCUAGUAAUGCAAACUCAUCUGAAACUGGUAACAUCAACCACAAAAGCAUUCCACAUCAAAUGCAUAUACAAAACUGGUGAACAAAACGUAACUCUUGCAUUCAAUGUGUCCAUGUUAACAACAGCAGGCACAAUCGCCAAUACCGGCCCUCCGCCUACUUGCUCCAUGAGAAUAAUUUCACGUUCUGGAGACCAAGUCAGUUCCGCAGAAAUAGGAGAGAACCUCGUUUUACAAGUUGAUGUCCAACCAUCUAGUAUCUACGGAGGUUUUGCACGCAGCUGCGUUGCAAAAACAAGUGAAGUAUCAACUAACGUAGAAAAUGAGUAUCUUGUAACAGACGAGGACGGUUGUGCUAAGGACCCCGCUAUUUUCGGUGAAUGGGAACGAAGCGAGGACGGCAGCGCGUUGCGUGCCGCUUUCAAUGCUUUCAAGUUCCCCAGUAGUGACAAUAUACGAUUCCAAUGCAACAUUCGCGUCUGCUUUGGAAAAUGCGUACCGGUUAACUGUCGCGGUUCGGACGCAUACGGUAAACGAAGAAAACGAGAAGUGACCGACGAAAGCACCGCUUUGACGAUGCCGGUAGGUCAACUUCGAGAGGAGGUGACCGUCGAAUCGAACCAAAUACUAACGACGCAGCGACGCGAACCGUCACAAGUGGCUCGGCAGCGUGAUGGUACUGGUGCAGAAGGUGCCAGUCAGAGCAGUGGAGAAGUGUGCGUGUCAGCAGCCGGACUCGCGGUCGCAUUGGCGCUGACCGCAUUACUGGCGUUAGUAGCCGUGGCGGCUGCGGUCGCUUGUUGGCUCGUAGCCUGGAGACGUGCACGUCCUCCUCCAGCACCGCUUCCACAUCCGCCGGACUUCCCCAAUCCGCUGUUCCAGCGUUGAAGUACGCCACGCACCUUCCUAGUCCCGUACCCCGCUCCUCCGUCGGCGCCGGGCGGUGUCGGCUCUUUUCUUCUUAAUCCUCAGCUUUAAUCAUUGCGUGCUGUCGGAGGACCGCCGGGCGAGGACGUCGCGAGCGCUGCACACCUUCGGGUGGCCCCUCGCUCGCGCUCACGACGCCCUCCGUUUAAAAUAAUAUAGUAAUUAUUCUAAGAAUAUAAUUUUAUAUCGCCUCCUCUGAAUUUUGUGAUAUUCAUGAUAAAAAUGUUCGAAAUCACCAUAAUUUUUGUAAUAUAAAAUCGAAUAUUUUCUAAAUAUAAGCAAUUAAUAAAAAUAAAAA